GCACGGUGCUGCUGGGUGGGGCUGCAGGAGGCAGAUAAGACCCCCACGCUGGAGCUUAUCUCUGAGAACCGAGAAGCACCAUGCCCUGCCAGGCAAAUCCACCACACGGCCCACCGUCUGCGUCUAGCCCCUGAUUUAUUAACGACAUCAUUAAUGCCAGACAGGUUACGUGCACCGACUCUCCGACGAGAAGGGAAAUGUGAAAAACAAAUAAAGUCUAAAUUCCUGGAUGUUCAAGUCAGUCGACCGCCCCAGUGCCUAAAGAGCCUAGGCACCGGUUGGUUGGUUGACGUGUUUUGAAAGUGAGGAGGUUGUGUGGUGAUGUGAUGUUUACCAGGUAGUGUUGCAGCCUAUGCAAGGGCAAGGAGAGCUAGCUCAGAUCUUACCUCUGGGCUCCACUCCUCAGGGUCCCAGGAAUUCAAAUGAUUGUAUUUUUGUUGUUUCGCUCAAACGUGCUGCUGCUCACCAGAAUAAUGAUAUAGAGAAACACAACUAGACAAAUGUGGAAAAAAGCCAAAUAAUGAAUCUUGAAAAUGGUGUGGCUGGGCUAGAUUUUUUUUAUUUAACAACAAAUUCUUAUUUACAAUGACGGCCUACCCUGGCCAAACCCUCACGACGCUGGGCCAAUUGUGUGCCGCCCUAUGGGGCUCCCGAUCAUGGCCGGUUGUGAUACAGCCUGGGAUCAAACCCAGGUCUGUAGUGACGCCUCUAGCACUGCGAUGUAGUGACACCUCUAGCACUGCGAUGCAGUGCCUUAGACCGCUGCGCCACUCGGUCAACCUAUGCUCUGUGAAAGGUAGAUUUUGCAGUUGUUCUACUACCUACAGACUCCAUUUCUUCAAGAUGUGUGUGUACUUGGGUGUAUGUAAGUGUAUGUAUUACUACCAAUGAGGUGGCAUAGCUACUAUGCAUAGCUAUUCAAUAAUAAAUAUGUUAAUUGAAUGUAUCAAUAACAACACUUUCAAUUCAUCUAUACAGGUGGUUGUUGUUUGAUAAUAAAUACAGUACUUUACAAUUCUGACCAGAAAUGUUAACAUUACUUCUUUCAUCUGAUAACAUGGUUUUUGCAGUCAUUAUAUUUCCUUUGAUCAGAAGCCACCCUAACAGGUGUCUGGCGUGCCGUUGACAAAUGAACGCUCACUACCUUGCUCCGGUUAGAAUUAAUAAACAAUCACGUGGCAUGUGAAACAUGAACAAACACACCCAGUGCAUAAUUAGCACUCAGUAUUAGCAUAUCAAAUGCCAAGGAGCUUUUCAGGGCUGCUGUGCUUUCUUAAGAUAAUGUGCGUCUGUCUGGAAUCUGUAUGGGACCAAAUGAGGGUUUUAGAAACAGCACUGUACAUAGAGAACAUGGCACCUAGUCCUAAAAGAACCCUAGCACUGGCUUUUGGACCUUACUAGCUGUUAAUGCUUACUAAUGAAAAGGUUACAGGAUCUUUUGCCUACGUCUGUGUGGAAAUGUACUGCACAUUGAUCCCCAAAGGGCUUUUUCCUGAGAUGCAUACGGCUUUGCCAAACUGGCCGGCCAGCAGUGCGGUGGGAAGGAGGGAAGUGAGGGGGGAGGUGGGAGGGAGGGGGGCGGUGGAAAGAGUGACUGGUCCGACAGGUUUAUGUGUCCCCGCGGGCUGUAUUCUGUGGACCGGGCUGGACCCAGAGGAAGGAACAGAGCCAGCUGUGUGACGGCAUCCUGCUGGCCACAGAGCUUCAGGAACUCUGGGCCUGGAUUCAUAAAGUAAUGUCUCAGAGUGCUGGUCUAGGAUCAGUUCCCCCCUUUCUAUAUAACCAUAUCAUUAUGAUCUAAAAGGUCAGAACUCUUACUCUGACAUGUGUGUGAAUAUAGGCACUAUCAAAGUCCCAGUGUUUCUCCACCUCCUCCAACUCCUCCACCUCACCUCCCAGGGGUUGUUGUUGUUGGCCAGGCCAGGGGGAUGGUGUCUGGGCUGGGGCGGUAAGGGCCAGAGCAGCCCCCCCCCCCCCCCCCCCCCCCCCCCACACACUUCUCCAGCAUGGGGAGUUCACCACCCACCAAGAAAGAUUUCCUCCAAAAAUAAACCUGCAGUAUUUUUCGAAGCAUUUUUUAAAGCUGGAAGGUGGUGGUUUCAUAAAUUCAUUUUUAUGUGCAGGAUGGGUGUCGUUUUCAGGGUCUCUUAGGGUACCAGCUGGAUUGUGCUUUGGCAGGACAAACACUACGGUGUGUGUGUGUCCAUAUGUACUGUAAUAGCAUGGAGUCUAACCCAUAGUGUCAGGUAUAUGGAGAUGUCCUCUUAUGCUUCAGAGCAGUGGGUUGGGGUUUGAGGGGAUUGGCGUGGGGUCGCUCUACUGCUGUGAAUGUAAAGGUCACCCAAUCUAUACAUCUCACACCUUCCCACUUUAUUGAUUGGCUGGGGGGAGGAGUCAGUCAAUCAAUUUGAUCAGAGAUGGAGUCUCUCCUAACAGAUAGCCACCCGGCUUGUGGUUGGUUAGAAUUCUGCAGAGGGCUGUGCAGUGUGCCAGCUUUGGCCGUGACUAUGCGCUAAACUGAGGCAUUAAAACCCCUGAUUGAAUAGUAACUCGCCACCUGUGGUACUAUAGCCCAGCGCUAAAUCAGUCACUGUUUUAAAAUGAGCAAAGAACCAACCACCUGCGGUCUUCACUACUACCAACCUUUACAGCCACAAUAACAUCCAGCAAUUGAAUUCAGCUUCAUUCUAUAUUCACUGGAUGUACACUAAAAAACUAAUCAAAUUUAUAAAAAUAGCUCAAAGGAAUUGUCAACCAAGAAACACUGGGUUGUUGUAAAUUGAGAAGAUUAGGACAACAUGUGCCCUUUGUCAAAGCAUGAGGCAUCUUGCUUUUCUCCACAUCGUGGGCUGGGGUUUGUUCAACAUAUUCCACAAAUAGUGUCAACACACCAAAAACCUAACGUGUGAUUGGAUUUUAAUUCAGUAGCAUUAUUAUUCCUGUUUCCCAUUGGCCAUUCAUUACUCUCACAUGGCGCCUGUGUGGGCGGUGAUCGCCCAAUCAGCAUCCGGACCUUAUUCCAGAGAGCAUGCUUCCGUUUGCAUCCCUUAAACCCUGUGAGAUCCUCUCUCUCUCGGUACUCCACCGACGGAAUGCCUAAUUCCAAAGUAAACUGAUUGUUCUCUCCAACAAGAUUACACUGUGAUGAUGUUAUCCAAAUGAGACAGUGCUAUCUGCCAUGGAUGCAACCAGGGCGGGCUAGGAGGAGGAGGAUGCUCACCCCAAGAUGACUGAUGACCAUGCUAAGAGAAAUUAGUGAGGGAGGUGGGGGAAAAAGAAAGAACCCCCCCACAAGUGAGUUAGAGAGAUCGAAAGAGUGUGAGUGAGAGUUGUCGGAGUAGUGGUAAGCAGCAGAAAUGUAAUUUGCUUCUCACCUCAGGCGACUGGGCUCUGAGGCUAGUAAAUAUGCAAACAUGGCCAUCAAUAUGCACACCCUGGAUGAUUACUAAUCUCCACUGCAGAAGCAGACUACUGAGGUCCGUUCAGGAGCACCGUGUACCGUUCAAUGUGAGGAGGAGGAAGAGGAGGAGAGGAGGGGGCUAGAGGCCCAUGCAGCCACAUCUCCAGAUCAGUAGAUCAUGGUCAGAUCAUGACUGGUUUAGGCAGGGGCUUAUGAAAUGUGUAAGAUCAGGAGUUCCAUACCAGCUGGGCUCUGGGCUGCAUUCAACAUUUAUUCUUUUUUCAGAUGCUGGCAACAUUGUGCAACAGUUAUCUACAUUUGAAAACUGUUUGAACAUCCGGUCAAUAACUUAACCCUUUAGUCCCCAAUAUAAUUCUAGAAUGCUGCUGUAGAUUACUGAGAAUUUUCAAGAUAAAGUUAAUUUUCUCACACAUUUCAAACAAACAGACAUAGCUCAAAAACAAAGAAAAAAUGACAAUUACAAGUUAACAUAGAUGUAAAGAGCAUAACCUCUUCUUUAAAAUGACACAACACUCAUGUUGUCUUCCAUUGUGUAAAGACACUCACUAUCAAAAAAAGAUUACCACAACAACAAAAAAUGAAUCAGAGAGGUGCGUGGGACUGCCUUAAUCGACAUCAUCAGCGCUCGAGAAGCAGUUGUUGUGGGUUAACUGCCUUGCUCAAGGGCAGAACGGCAGAUUUCCCCACCUUGCCGGCUCAGGGAUUAGAGCCAGUGACCUUUCGGUUACUGGCCCAACGCUCUUAACUGCUAGGCUACCUGCCGACCCCCUCUCUGCUGUUCUCUCCCUCUUUCUGUUCCUCUCCCUCCUCCUUUCCCUCUCCAUGUUCCUCUCCCUCCUCUUCACUGUCCUCUUCCUCUCUCCCUCCACUCUCUUCUCGCUCAACACUUCUCUCUUCUCGCUCCACAUCUCUAUCCCCCCAAUCAUCUCUAAACACCGAUUUCACCCUGCCUUCUGCUGCUGAGCCCUGACUCUCCACAUCACUUCUCUCGCUUUCACUGAGAGAGAGUGAGAGAGAAAGAGAGAGAGAGAGAAUUGUGGUCAGGAUCAUAAUCUCUCUCUUUGUCUCUCUUUCACUCACACACUCUCCCUUCCUCUCUUUCUUUUUCUCAGCUAUACACAAGCUAAUAAUCACCUCUUAGUGGUUUCCAUAAAAAAUGGUGUGUUACAGUUACAACACACCUCCCAUUACUUACUAAUUUACACACACACACACACACACACACACACACAGUAUAAUCAUGUGGUACCCCAGGAAGAGUAGCUGCUGCAUGUGCAAUAGCUAAUGGGGAUCAUAAUGAACUCAACUAAAUCAUGAUGCUAAACAGCACUUUCAUUCAAUCAAUCAAUCAAAUCCCAUUACACACAAACAUAUUUAUACAGUACCUUCAAAAAGUAUUCACAACCCUUGACGCUUUUUUUUUUUCUCCAGAUGUUUUGUCACUGGCCUAUACACAAUACCCCAUAAUGUUUUUCAAAUUUUUUCAAAAUUAUUUAAAAAGGUAAAGCUGAGAUUUUGAGUCAAUAAGUAUUCAACCCAUUUUUUAUGGCAAUCCUUAAUAAGUUCAGGAGUAAAAAUGUGCUGAACAAGUAACAUAAUAAGUUGCAUGGAUCAAAUCAAAUCAAAUCACUUGCAAUAAUAGUGUUUAACAUGAUUUUUGAAUGACUACCUCAUCUCUGUACCCCACACACACAAUUAUCUGUAAGGUUGAGCAGUGAAUGUCAAACACAGAUUCAACCACAAAGACCAGGGAGGUUUUCCAAUGCCUCGCGAAGAAGGGCACCUAUUGGUAGAUGGGUAAAAAUAAAAUAAAAAGCAGACACUGAAUAUCCCUUUGAGCAUGGUGAAGUUAUUCAUUACACUUUGGAUGAUGUAUCAAUACACCCAGUCACUACAAAGAUACAGGCGUCCUUCCUAACUCAGUUGCCAGAGAGGAAGGAAACCGCUCAGGGAUUUCACCAUGAGGCCACUGGUGACUUUUAAACAGUUACAGAGUUUAUUGGCUGUGAUAGGAAAAAACUGAGGAUGGAUCAACAAUAUUGUAGUUACGCCACAGUACUAACCUAAUUGACAGAGUGAAAAUAAUAAAAAUAUUCCAAACAUGCAACCAUAAUAAAAAUAUUCCAAAACAAGGCACUAAAGUAAUACUGUAAAAAAUGUUGCAAAGCAAAUUAACUUUUUGUCCUGAAUACAAAGUGUUAUGUUUGGGGCAAAUACAACACAUUACUGAGUACCACUCUCCAUAUUUUCAAGCAUAGUGGUGGUUGCAUCAUGUUAUGGGUAUGCUUGUAAUCGUUAAUGCCUGGUGAGUUUUUCAAGAUGAAAAAGAAACAGAAUGUAGCUAAGCACAGGCAAAAUCCUAGAGGAAAACCUGGUUCAGUCUGCUUUCUACCAGACACUGGGAGAUGAAUUCACUUUUCAGCAGGACAAUAACCUUAAACACAAGGCCAAAUCUGAACUGGAGUUGCUUACCAAGAACACAGUGAAUGUUCCUGAGUGGCCGAGUUACAGUUUUGACUUAAAUCUACUUGAAAAUCUAUGGCAAGACCUGAAAAUCGUUGUCUAGCAAUGAUCAACAACCAAUUUGACAGAGCUUGAAGAAUUUUUUGAAAAAUAAUGGGCAAAUGUUGCAAAAUCCGGGUAUGGAAAGCUCUUAGAGACUUACCCAGAAAGACUCACAGCUGUAAUCCCUGCCGACGGUGCUUCUACAAAGUAUUGACCCAGGGGUGUGAAUACUUAUGUAAAUUAUAUAUUUUCUGUAUUUCAUUUUCAAUACAUUUGCAAACAUUUCUAAAAACAUGUUUUCACUUUGUCAUUAUAGGGUAUUGUGUGUAAAUGGGCGAGAAUUUUUUAAAAGUCCAUUUUGAAUUCAGUUUGUAACACAACAAAAUGUGGAAUAAGUCAAGGGGUAUGAAUACUUCCUGAAGGCACUGUACAGUAUCAUCACAAAGCUAUACAGCACUUGCAUUCAAUCAAUCAAUCAUCAAUCAAAAUGAUUUUAUAAAGCCCUUAGUGGCCAGAUUGUUUUUCAGUUCAUUGUGUGCGUAUGUGACCCGUUUCAGGAAGCUUGGCGUAUCUCGCACGUCACUACUUCACAGGAGAAAUGCCUUCUGGAACAUGUGAACUUUCAUGUGCCUUAAUAACAAACUUGUAUGCCACCUAUAAAUACAAAUAAUAUAAAUACAAAUACAAUUGUUAAGUUAUGAGUCUAGUUGGUUUAGCCACAGAAAAAGACAGGAACCUUCCCACUAGCCAUGAUUGGCUGAGAUAAUGGCUGGGCUGGACAUGCCCAGAGAUGAGUUCAGAUUGGUCUGCCAUGUAGCACGCUUCUGUCUAUAACAUGAGCUGCUCAGUAUGUGUAGAUAGUCCUUGCUACCGCUGCUUUUUUGGAAGAUAUAACGUUAGCCAUGGAGAACUGCAAAAGUUUUGCUACUGCUCUCAACAACAUUGCUACCCUGAAUUUAACAGGAGCUAUCAACAAAGAUCAGUGGGAAAAAGUUAUGAUGGACUACUUUCUGCACACGGUCAGUGUGAACCGGAGUGACUUGACACAACGGGGGCCAAACAAGCUGUACAAAUGGAAAUGACACAGGACGUCUUAGCUACUUAGUUAAAGGGGUUCCAGUCUGCUGUGAAGCGUUCAGUUUACAUUGCUAAUUAUAGUUAUUGCAUUGCUAGUUAUAGCUAGCUAGCUAACAUUGAACCUAGUUGGUUAGCUUUAGCUACCUGCAGAUUCAUACUACAGCAUUUCAUGCAAGAUGGCUAGCUAUGACAAUCAGUUUGUAUUGCUAGUAGUAUGGGUUGGGAAUAUGGUUAAUUGCUUAGCGCAUGACCUCAAAUGUGAAUCCUUAAAGAGAUGAGUGAGGCUAAGGCUUAAGAGGGUGUGAACGAUGCAGAAUAGGUGUAGACAAAGAAGAGCACUCCAGUAGGUGUACAAACACAUUCAAGGGUCAUUUUCUCAAAAGUGGGGUUACAGGUUUAUCAACUUCCAAAGCAGAAUAACUUUCCCAUUGUUCCUCAACUGCAGUGUAUGAUAAACCAUUUUGUAGUUCUGAGUCUGUAUUUUUAUGUAAAAUGUAAAAAACACAAUUUCAAAUUUUGCAACAUAAGACCGAAUCGAGGCGGUCGGUCACAUAUGUUUGUCAGACUUCUUUAUAAUCAGACAGGAUAGAGCACACACGAAGACGUUCAUAAAUAUGUUAAUAGAUUAUAACCAUAAAGGCUAUAUAUGGUACACACACUUCAAGACCCAUGGUCAGAUGACUUAGUUAGCUGGUUGUCUUUGUAGGGGGGGAGUGAGACGAUCAAGUGGGGGGAGUGAGACGAUCAAGUGACAGCGUCGCAAGCAAAGCACAAUGUUGCCGUCUCCACUCAACUGUCGUUUUCUUGCCUGACAGACAACUACAGAUUUAGAUAAUGAUAGCUGAUUAGUUACGAAGCUGGGACAGUUUCCAAAUGAAUAGCACCGGUAUAAACAGGACAAAACAAGCAAACUAUUAGCUGGCUAUGUAAACAAAUAUCAUUUAAACUCAAUAUCAUUUGAGCUCCCACUGCGCAGGCUUCUACCAUAACACGACAGCUAAACAUCUGUCAAAUAAUAGGAAAAUGAGGCAAAGUAUAGCCUAUAAAUAUCUGUAACUAGCAAACAUGACAAACCAUUACCUAAAUCCAACAGAUAAACACAAAUUACUCUCUCUAUUUCGUGGCUAGUUAGCUGGUUGUCUGUAUGCCUAACGUUAGGUAGUGAAAGUGACAGCUUGACGUUUCGCGAGCACUGGACACAUUUACAACCACACAACUUUUCUAGCUAGCCUGACAGACAAACCUGACCUAGCAAGCAGCUUGGGUCGUUUCCAUAUGAAUUACUUUGGUAGAAACAACAAAACAACCAACUAGUUAGCUGACUAUACAGGGCCUACAGCUAAACACUGCUCCACCACUGAUGUUCUCGUAUGUAUCAACCCGGUGACAGUGGCGGCUCCUGAAAAAAUUCUCAGGGGGGGCAAUUUUUCUGAUGAUUUAGGUGACCUACACACAUUUUUAAAAAGAUAUGUCCAGCAACAACAUGAAGACAGGGGCAGCAUAUAAGUCAAUACCAGAAGCAUUUAUUGACUGAUCUCAAAAGUGUUGGCUUACAAAAGCAAAAUAAGUUAUCACAGUAAAAAUAAUCAAGGGUGUUCUUUCACAUUCCUCAACACUGCAUAAACAAUAUGCAUUUCCAUAAACAAAUGAAAUAUCAGCUGAAAAUACAGCAUCUUGGUAUUUGUUCAGAUUGCAGGAUCAACAAGAGCUUUUACCACAUUUUUUGAUAUUGUUUAAUCUUACCUUAUGGCCUGCACUUGCUUGUGAAGCUGUCGAGGGCACGUUUGAUAAACACAGCAUCGAUGUCCUUCUUCUGUAGCUUCUGGUACAGAAUGUCGACGUGGGGCAUGAUUUUGUGAAAAAGCCGCAGGAAAAAAAUUAAAUCUUCAUCAUGUAGUAUCCUCACGUAGCCAGCUGCCUCUCUCAAGGUGUGCUGGUCAAAUGAACCCAAUGAACCCGUCCGGAUGGCUUCAAAACAUUCUAUGAGGUCGUCUCGAUUCUCGUAGACAGUGUUCACGACUCUGCUGUUGCUAACCUCAUCGUUGUGGCGGCGGACAGCUAGCCUGUAUCCCUCAUCCAGUUGAGUGGCAAUAUUCACUCUCCCAAAAGCAGACAAUCUCAAACAGCUAUCCAUGUGGGUCUUUGACAGCUCAUGUUUCUUAAUCUUUUCUGAAAGAUGGUGCAUGUCCGUUACUGCCUUGCCGCCUUCAGGGUGAAAGAGUAGUUUCUUAGUUACGUUCAUCGUUACGUUACGUAUGACGAAAGCGCGUAAGUGCAAGCCCUCAGAAACCCAUAGAGAUUGUAUUGAAAGCUCAGAUAUUUGAAAAAAAAAUAUUUUACAUUAGAGGCUAUGAGAGACUUCUGGGCGAUUUUCAACCUGACUGAAAUCGCCCCAAAACGGGCGGGGACAUUUGAAGCACGACUUUAGCAUGAUUGGACAUUUAUUGGCAGAUCAGGCGUCUAGAUUAGAACACUGAACUACUGUUGCUGUGAUAUAAUUGAUUAGAAAAAAAAUCCCUUCUUUUUCCCGUUUGGCAGUGCGUCGCCCAUAUCGCCCUAAUGAACACACCGCCCCUGCCCGGUGAUCAUGACAGAACUGGCUAAUCUGAGAGCUAUUCCCCAAAUUUCACACCAUCAAACAUCGACAACAACAAACAUACAGUACAUCUGGUGUUUAAUUAUUUCACUCACCUGUACAUCAUCAUGGCUUUCAAAUUGCAAGUACGUGUCCGAAUCGGGAUCACCAACCAACAUAGAUACAGCCUCUUGCACAGUGGCCUCUUCGGCGCCAUCAUUUUGAGUAAUGAAGUGAAAAGUCAUAUGACAGCGAAUAAGAAAACAGAAUGUUAGCAAGUUAAUUUUGCAAUAUUGAUCAAUAUAUUAUUGUUAGAAAUACAAGGCCAUUCGCGGCCGCUAUAGUAAUUUAAAGAAUGGCUGUUGACGGCCGCUGUGGGUUCUAAAGGGUUAAAGUAAAUUAACGUUGUUCUCAACUCACCCUUAGUCUCCUUAGAAUGGAGAACGGACUCAGUCCUCAUCUGUAUUAGCUCUGCUCUGACAAGGCCCAGUAGUUUACUAGCCAAUUGUAUUCCCUGUCUGUAAUCCGGGAUAAAACAGCCUAGAGGACAGACACACACACACACAGACACACAGCGGCAGGCAGGCAGCGGGCUGCAGUCAUUAGGUGUGUGCGUGGCUUACCCAGACAGCCAGAUAAACCAGAUGCCUCGUGAUGGCCAGGGGUCAUCUCUCUCUCUACCAGAACAUGCUGUUGAUGUCCUUGGCUUUCUCUCUCUCUCUCUCUCUCUCUCUCUCUCUCUCUCUCUCUCUUGCUCUCUCUCUCUCUCACUCUCUCUCUCUCUGUGUCUAUCUCUUUCUGUGUCUAUCUAUUUCUUUCUUCCCUCUCUCUCUCCCUUGCUCGGUGCUAUACAGCCAUCACACACAAAGGUGUGUUGGUGCUUAGUACUGAAGAACCUGUCAGUUAUCAGGAAGGAAGGGAGGAGACAGGGGAGUUGUCCAUGGCCCUAGUCUUAAUGCCUGAGGGUGUGCUACGUGUGGAGGAUAGCUAAUGCACACAAUAGCUACCUCAGUUUGCAGGUGAACACGUUCUCAUUUUGUGAGACUUAACUGUGUUUGAAUCACGGCUCCUGUGGGGAAAUAUGAUGACUUUCUAUGAUAAAAUGAGGUGUGUUAAAUGCAGCAAAAUGUAUAAGAACAUUUCUGUGAAACUCUGCAGCAGAACCUUGUAAAACACAUACAACCUAACCUUGGUGUAUGAUCUCUCUGACAUUGACUACUUUGCUAGGUUGGAGUAUCAGAGAGUGAGCUAUCUUUCCCCUCUCUCGGCGGUGAGCACAUACGGCUUGAGGAUGUUUACCUGGCAUGGUGCCUGUUGUAGCUACCCUCCUGUAGAGAAGAGCCUGGCCAGGCUAGGGUGUGUGUAUGUGUAUGUGCGUUUGUGUAUGAGACCAUUAGUAAGGUGUCUGAUCAUACUUUAUCUUCUCUGGAUGAGAUCUGUCUCCAAUGUUAGCUUUUAUUUUCAGGAAUCGAGGGGAAUGUGUAUGUGUGCGUGCGUACGUCCGCGUGCACGCUGCUAUGCUCUCAGUCGUGAACUGAACUAUCCAUCUAUUCGCCCAUCCAUCUUCCCUCCUUCCUUCCCUCCUUUCAUUUACUCAUCUAUCCAUUUAUCUAUCUCUGGCUGGUGGCUGAAGGGCCGUGUCUCUUUGUGGCCCUGGUAAUCUGGACCAAUUUCCUCUGCAAUUUAUUUCCCCGCCAACCUCUUCAAGCAGCAGCUGCCUCCUCAAGGUAGAGCCACUCAGCUUUACAAAACCCUGCUCCUUCCCCCCAAUCCCCAAACACAUACUUUCGUUUGUUUGUUGUUAAGCCAUCUCUCUCUGUCUGAUGUUCCUAUACAGGGAUUGGGUAGAAUUGUAUAUUGUCGUCCCUUUCUGCAUCACUAGCCCCUGAUACCUCAAAUCACAUUUGUUUCCCUUUCCUGUCAUCCCAUCCUUUAUAGCUUUCCAUUGUUUUCCUCUCUCUUUCUUAGCUAGUUUUUUAUUCUUCCAUUCUUAUAUACUAUACUGUAUCAUCCCCCUAUUCUUAAUUUCUCCCAGCCCUUUCUUUCUGCUUAUUUUUCCCUCUCCGUUUUCCCUAUUUAGCUCUCUUUGCCUCCCUCUUUUCUCUCUCUCUCUCUCCCUCCUUCCAUCCUGUCAUUCGCUCUCUGCCUGCCUCAUUUCUCUCCCUCCAUAGCCCUCUCUUUCUCCCUUUCUCUCCCUCCCUCGAUCCUGUCAUUAUCUUUAUCCGCCUCCCACCUUUCUCUCCCUUCAUCCCUCUCUCUCUCUCUCUCUCUCUCUCUCUCUCUCUCUCUCUCUCUCUCUCUCUCUUUCUCUCUCUCUCUCUCUCUCUCUCUCUCUCCAUCCUGUCGUUCUCGCUCUCCUUCUCUCCCUGCUUGGCUCCUCAGUAUUCCACUGCUGUCUCGUGUGGAGUGAUUUUGCCCAGACACGCCUGGCUCUGGGUAAAGUGCAGUCCCUAGAGAGCGUGCUCCGCAGCCCCCAGGUCGCCGGCACCAUGAAUACAUUAUGAUCCCCAUUUCCAUCCUGUUGCCACGGCAGCACUUUCGGAGGAGCCGCAGGGCGAUUAAGAUGUACACACAUCUUCGAUAGCCUGUUUUGGCAUUUGAUCAGAUUCCAUCGCUAGUCUGGGUCUGGGUGGUUAGGACAGGAGGAGACGGGACAAAGAGGGAUGGUACUUGUGUGCAUUUUGUCAAGUUGACUACCUGCCAAACACUUAUUUAAACGCACCCAUACACACAUACCACCAUCUCCUAUUCCUCCUCGAUUUCAUUCCCUGCCUGUAACCAUUUCCUUCCCUUACCGUCUAUGCUUCUGUUCUUCCUCCUCUCCUCUUUUCCUCAUCAAACCCUACUGCCCCUACUCCACAGUUCAGCUAAGGCAGCAUAAUACCCACUCUUUCUUUUCUGGUCUUACCUUUUUUAUUGUUGAUUUUUUUCCUUUGGUGGGGAGGAUUGAGGGAUGUUGUAUAAAACAUGGAGCCUCAGGUAGAGGAUGUUGGGUAGAAAGCCAUGUCCCCCUAAAUGGCCAGCCGUGUGCAUGCGCCUAACACUUCGCUGAGCAAUCUGUCAACAUGUCAGCAACACAUGUUUUGUAAAAAGCCUCUGGUGGGAGUCAGGGGAAAAAAGGCACUUCUGCCAGACCAAAGAGGAAAUGCUUCUCUUCUCUUCUCUCUCUCUCUCUCUCUCUCUCUCUCUCUCUCUCUCUCUCUCUCUCUCUCUCUCUCUCUCUCUCUCUCUCUCUCUCUCUCUCUCUCUCUCUUUGCAGUGGAUUUUCUAUUGCUGGUGCACACGCUCCCACAGGCCCUCCCUGCCUCCCCGACAUAUACACCACACCCCCUGUCUGCACUUCAGAAAUUUGAACUGGGGACCCUCAAGGGGGUUGGGGGUUGGGGAGGUAGGUUUUGGCGGGGCUUCCCUCCUUCCCUCUUAUUUUCAGAGCGGCUCUGAAAUUGCAAAGGUAUAUUGUGGCAGGUCCCCAAGCGGUCUUUUCUAAUACCUGAGUUUCUGGCGAAGUUGGAAAUUACUGGCGGCUUCCCCGAGGGAUAGCUUUAUCCACACCAGGAAGGAGGAGCAAAACUCAGUGGGGAGGUUGCUUAAUGCAACCCCCCCCCCCCCCCACACACACACACCUCUCUCUCUCUCUCUUCUCCUCCCCAGUUGUGUAGUUUUCUACUCUCUGCCUUCUCUUGAAGGCUUCUAGUUUAAUAAACUUUUAGAGGAGGCUGCUGGAGUAGACAGCUAGACAAAUACCCUUGUGUGUUCUCUUUUGUCUGAGAUACAGCUUUUUGUUAUGUUCUUGCAAAUUAGAUUUCUCUCUCUGUCUUUCAUUUUCUCUCCCUCUGUCUCUUUCCCUCUCUGCAUUUGUCUUCAUAUUCCUACUCUCCUUCUCUCUCUCUCUCUCUCUCUCUCUCUCUCUCCCACUCUCACUCUCACUCUCACUCUCACUCUCACUCUCACACUAUAACUCUCACUCACACGCACUCACACACACACACACACACAAACACAGUGGUGUAAUGCACCCCAAAAAUCUGAGGGGGCACAAAGUAUGUGAAGAUGGCUUUUUUCAAACACCUGAAGCAGCUUUUUCCUGCAAUCUAGAGCCAUAAUCAUGAUGCUUAACUCUAUGUAAAAAAAUAAUUUUAAGCAUACCUAUUGAGCUGUCUGUAUCCUGGUGGUUCUGUUUUUAAAGAAACUAAAUACACAGAGUGUACAAAAUAUUAGGAACACCUUCCUAAUAUGGAGUUGCACCCACUUUUGUCCUCAUAACAGCCUAAAUUUGUCGGGGCAUGGACUCUACAAGGUGUCGAAACCGUUCCACAGGGAUGUGCUUCCCACAGUUGUGUCAAGUUGGCUGGAUGUCCUUUUGGUGGUGGACCAUUCUUGAUACACACGGGAAAACAGUUGAGCGUGAAAAACCCAGCAGUGUUGCAGUUCUUGAAACACUCAAACAGGUGCGCCUGGAACCUACUACCAUACUCUGUUUGAAGGCACUUACAUAUUUUGUCUUGCCCAUUCACCCUCUGAAUGGCACACAUACUGUACACAAUCCACGUCUCAAUUGUCUCAAGGCUUAAAAAUCCUUCUAAGUGGAUUUAACAGGUGACAUCAAUAAGGGAUCAUAACUUUCACCUGGAUUCACCUGGUCAGUCUAUGUCAUGGAAAAACCUAAUGUUUUGUAUACUCAGUGUAUUCUUCUCUGCAUAUCUGCUAAAAGGUGGGUAAAAGAUUGAAAGGAAUGUGAGUCUUAUUCAGUACGUUUAGUAAUUGCUUGCUUUUCUAAAGUCUACCAACCUUGCCAGCAGGCAUGCCAGCUAAGAAAGAUAGUUAGACAAGCUAGCUACUCUAACUUGAUUGAUAGCCAAAAAUAGCUUCGCUAGUUAUGAGGUUGGGAGAUUGGAAACCUAUCUGGGCUAGCUAAAGCAAACUUCAUAACAUUUCUUGGUGGCUAGUAGUAUUACAGAGAAACAACAACAACAAAAUCAACAAAAUAUUUUUGAGGUAUUAUUAUUAUUAUUAUUAUUAUUAUUAUUAUUAUUAUUAUUAUUAUUAUUAUUAUUGUUAUUAUUAUUAUUAUUAUUAUUAUUAUUAUUAUUAUUAUUAUUAUUAUUAUUAUUAUUAUUAUUAUUAUUAUUAUAAACAGGACAAAUCUGAGGGGGCACAUGCCCCUGCACACACACACACACACACACUCUCUCUCUCUCUCUCUCUCUCUCUCUCUCUCUCUCUCUCUCUCUCUCUCUCUCUCUCUCUCUCUCUCUCUCUCUCUCUCUCUCUCUCAGACACACAUGCACACACACUCACAAACCCUCUCUCUUGUGGUUGAGUUUAUUGUUCGGUCUGUCUCUGUAUGCCUUCCCUCUGUGCUCCCUUUUGUUUCCUCUAUGUUUUGUUCUAGUGCGAGGCAGAGAUGCUGAGGUGCAGAUAGAAUACAGACAGAUAGAAUGUGAUCUGGGUGGAGAGAGGGUGCAUCACACCCACACUUUUCUAUUGGACAAUGACCUCUCUAUCUAUCUAUGACAACAUAUCCAAGCAAUGCCAAUUGAUUGCUUGGAAUGCCUAUUCAGUCUUGCUGCUGAACAUGUUAAAAUAUUAUGUGAUACUAUGAUGUUUGACUAUAGAUUACUGCUAUCAAUUAAAUCUGAUUUAUCAUCCGUUGAGGUUAUAGGGAAGCUGAUAUGGAGUAAUCAUUGAAGCAUCAUUGCUUGUUUUUGAAGUGUCACCUUUCUCUAACAAUUAUAUAUGUACUGUAUAUUCAAUAAUCUAUAAAGGUGAUCAGGAGUAUUCUGCAUUUUGUUUCCCACAGCAGGAAAUGACCUCUCUCCCCCUAUCUGCCUUCCACUGGGAAGCCAUGCAGACUUAUUUUUAAUGUCUACGGAUGAUUAGACAUUUUAAUGUCUAACCUCCUGAGUGGCGCAGUGGUCUAAGGCACUGCUUUGCAGUGCUAACUGUGCCACUAGAGAUCCUGGUUCAAAUCCAGGCUCUGUCGCAGCCGGCCGCGACCGGGAGACUCAUGGACGGCGCACAAUUGGCCCAGCGUCGUCCAGGGUAGGGGAGGGAAUGGCCGGCAGGGAUGUAGCUCAGUUGAUAGAGCAUGGCGUUUGCAACGCCAGGGUUGUGGGUUCGAUUCCCACGGGGGGCCAGUAUUACAUUUAAAAAAAAAAAAAAUGUAUUCACUAACUGUAAGUCGCUCUGGAUAAGAGCGUCUGCUAAAUGACUUAAAUGUAAAUGAUUUAUCUUGUCUUUUUCAUAACCUCAAAACCAACGUAAAACCCCAGCCACAUGCACCAUGCAACCUCUCUCUCUCUCUCUUUCUCUCCCCCCCCUCUCUUCCUCUCUCCCUCUCCCUCCAUCCCUCCCUCUCUCCUCUAUUGGUAAAUAAUUCACCCUUUUCCCUGUAACAAGCCGUGGCCUUAAUAUGACAGCCGUAGCAUACCUGUAGUUGGGAUAAACAAGACAGCCGGUCUGCCCGCACCAGGGAAACAGAGGGAUUUGGUGCUCCACGAGGGCAGAGGGAGGAAUAAGUCAUGUCCUCGUGAAAGGCAAACAGCGGAGUAGCUGACAGUAAUUAAACCCUAUAGGAUAAAGGUUAUCUGAGGCCUAGCAAAGCGUACACCCUGACCGUGCAUGCAGGAUGCUGUGUCCGCCGAAUCCUAAUCAAGCCCUCUUAUUAAGGCGAUGUGUGUGUGUGGAUGGGGGGUUCAUGUGUGUUUGUGCAUGCGUGCAUGUGUGUGCAUGCGUUUGUGUGUUUCAGAAGGGGCAUUGGUGCAUAGCGCUUCAAACAAUUCAUACAGUAGAAGAAAGGCAGUUGGUUGCGUCUCUGACCUUAAAGAACAACUGCCUUUAAAAUGCAACGAAUCCGAAGGCCUAUGUGGCACCAAUAUGAGUCAGAAACAGUUAUUCUAGUGUCAAAUAUUACUAGAAAGUGUAAACAGAAUAGUUUUUGUCAUAAUGUCAGUCUCAUCUCAAACGGAGUUUGGAACAUCCGUGCGUCACAACGGCUAAAUGAAGGUUGGGUUUUGAUUUGACGAUGUACAUUUGCCCACUAACAUGGGGUGAACAGCUGCAGUGAUUGCUCUCUAUUGAAUAGCAUAGACAGAUAGACAGACUUUGUUUACAUAAAACAAGACGUCGCAAAUUUUUUUAGUUGAGAAAUACUGCACCAAACAACUUAGUUAGAUGUAAAAUUCGCAACUAAAACAUCCUUGGCAAAAACGUUAUUACAGAUUUCUUGAGUUAUCUGAGAUUCAUUCUUGGGAUUUUGAGGAAGUGAAAUAGGCUUCCGCAUCUACAGUGUCUCAUGGGGGACAAACAUCAUUAACCAAACACGGAAUCGGUCAGGAAACACACCUCCAAGACUGAAAUCUCGUUUUUCUGUUCAGCAACAGAAAAACACACUUGCCAAUCGACGUGUUCAGUGGCCCUUUAAACCUGAGUGCAGCUAUAGACACUGCAGAGUGAAUUAAAGACCAUUCAACCAACCAACCACUCGCUAAAACUGCACAAUAUAAAUAGUUUGAGUUCUUUGUCCAUCUCUGGAUUCUAGCUGUCUAUUGACAUAAAGGUGGGUUUUGGUGGUUUUGCGAGUAUGAGGUGCUAUAGGUCUACAUCAUCAUACAGUGGGGAAAAAAAGUAUUUAGUCAGCCACCAAUUGUGCAAGUUCUCCCACUUAAAAAGAUGAGAGAGGCCUGUAAUUUUCAUCAUAUGUACACGUCAACUAUGACAGACAAAUUGAGAAUAUUUUUUCCAGAAAAUCACAUUGUAGGAUUUUUUAUGAAUUUAUUUGCAAAUUAUGGUGGAAAAUAUGUAUUUGGUCACCUACAAACAAGCAAGAUUUCUGGCUUUCACAGACCUGUAACUUCUUCUUUAAGAGGCUCCUCUGUCCUCCACUCGUUACCUGUAUUAAUGGCACCUGUUUGAUCUUGUUAUCAGUAUAAAAGACACCUGUCCACAACUUCAAACAGUCACACUCCAAACUCCACUAUGGCCAAGACCAAAGAGCUGUCAAAGGACACCAGAAACAAAAUUGUAGACCUGCACCAGGCUGGGAAGACUGAAUCUGCAAUAGGUAAGCAGCUUGGUUUGAAGAAAUCAACUGUGGGAGCAAUUAUUAGGAAAUGGAAGACAUACAAGACCACUGAUAAUCUCCCUCGAUCUGGGGCUCCACGCAAGAUCUCACCCCGUGGGGUCAAAAUGAUCACAAGAACGGUGAGCAAAAAUCCCAGAACCACACGGGGGGACCUAGUGAAUGACCUGCAGAGAGCUGGGACCAAAGUAACAAAGCCUACCAUCAGUAACACACUACGCCGCCAGGGACUCAAAUCCUGCAGUGCCAGACGUGUCCCCCUGCUUAAGCCAGUACAUGUCCAGGCCCGUCUGAAGUUUGCUAGAGUGCAUUUGGAUGAUCCAGAAGAGGAUUGGGAGAAUGUCAUAUGGUCAGAUGAAACCAAAAUAGAACGUUUUGGUAAAAACUCAACUCGUCGUGUUUGGAGGACAAAGAAUGCUGAGUUGCAUCCAAAGAACACCAUACCUACUGUGAAGCAUGGGGGUGGAAACAUCAUGCUUUGGGGCUGUUUUUCUGCAAAGGGACCAGGACGACUGAUCCGUGUAAAGGAAAGAAUGAAUGGGGCCAUAUAUCGUGAGAUUUUGAGUGAAAACCUCCUUCCAUCAGCAAGGGCAUUGAAGAUGAAACGUGGCUGGGUCUUUCAGCAUGACAAUGAUCCCAAACACACCGCCCGGGCAACGAAGGAGUGGCUUCGUAAGAAGCAUUUCAAGGUCCUGGAGUGGCCUAGCCAGUCUCCAGAUCUCAACCCCAUAGAAAAUAUUUGGAGGGAGUUGAAAGUCCGUGUUGCCCAGCGACAGCCCCAAAACAUCACUGCUCUAGAGGAGAUCUGCAUGGAGGAAUGGGCCAAAAUACCAGCGACAGUGUGUGAAAACCUUGUGAAGACUUACAGAAAACGUUUGACCUGUGUCAUUGCCAACAAAGGGUAUAUAACAAAGUAUUGAGAAACUUUUGUUAUUGACCAAAUACUUAUUUUCCACCAUAAUUUGCAAAUAAAUUCAUUAAAAAUCCUACAAUGUGAUUUUCAGGAUUUAUUUUUCUCGUUUUGUCUGUCAUAGUUGAAGUGUACCUAUGAUGAAAAUUAUAGGCCUCUCUCAUCUUUUUAAGUGGGAGAACUUGCACAAUUGGUGGCUGACUAAAUACUUUUUUUCCCCACUGUAUAUUUGCAAUAAUGUGAAUGACCUUUGGACAGUUCACUCCAUUGUACUAAGAGGCAGUAGUUACCUCAUAUACAGUACCAGUCAAAAGUUUGUCCAAUAGAAACUGUUGUUUUGCUCUGUUUGCUUCUGUUUGGUUCUUAAACAGUAAACCGUUUCCAUAAUGAAUAUACCCCUGGUUCCACCCUCUUCCACACAUCACAGUGGGGGAAUUUACAUGGACAGUUGUGUUUUAUUUUCCCUGUUAGUUUACUCACAGAAAAUUUGAUUUAUGUCAUAAUAUAUAUAUAUAUAUAUAUAUAUAUAUAUAUAUAUAUAUAUAUAUAUAUAUAUAUACAGUGGGGAAAAAAUGUAUUUAGUCAGCCACCAAUUGUGCAAGUUCUCCCACUUAAAAAGAUGAGAGAGGCCUGUAAUUUUCAUCAUAGGUACACGUCAACUAUGACAGACAAAUUGAGAAAAAGAAAUCCAGAAAAUCACAUUGUAGGAUUUUUCAUGAAUUUAUUUGCAAAUUAUGGUGGAAAAUAAGUAUUUGGUCACCUACAAACAAGCAAGAUUUCUGGCUCUCACAGACCUGUAACUUCUUCUUUAAGAGGCUCCUCUGUCCUCCACUCGUUACCUGUAUUAAUGGCACCUGUUUGAACUUGUUAUCAGUAGAAAAGACACCUGUCCACAACCUCAAACAGUCACACUCCAAACUCCACUAUGGCCAAGACCAAAGAGCUGUCAAAGGACACCAGAAACAAAAUUGUAGACCUGCACCAGGCUGGGAAGACUGAAUCUUCAAUAGGUAAGCAGCUUGGUUUGAAGAAAUCAACUGUGGGAGCAAUUAUUAGGAAAUGGAAGACAUACAAGACCACUGAUAAUCUCCCUCGAUCUGGGGCUCCACGCAAGAUCUCACCCCGUGGGGUCAAAAUGAUCACAAGAACGGUGAGCAAAAAUCCCAGAACCACACGGGGGGACCUAGUGAAUGACCUGCAGAGAGCUGGGACCAAAGUAACAAAGCCUACCAUCAGUAACACACUACGCCGCCAGGGACUCAAAUCCUGCAGUGGCAGACGUGUCCCCCUGCUUAAGCCAGUACAUGUCCAGGCCCGUCUGAAGUUUGCUAGAGUGCAUUUGGAUGAUCCAGAAGAGGAUUGGGAGAAUGUCAUAUGGUCAGAUGAAACCAAAAUAGAACUUUUUGGUAAAAACUCAACUCGUCGUGUUUGGAGGACAAAGAAUGCUGAGUUGCAUCCAAAGAACACCAUACCUACUGUGAAGCAUGGGGGUGGAAACAUCAUGAUUUGGGGCUGUUUUUCUGCAAAGGGUCCAGGACGACUGAUCCGUGUAAAGGAAAGAAUGAAUGGGGCCAUGUAUCGUGAGAUUUUGAGUGAAAACCUUCUUCCAUCAGCAAGGGCAUUGAAGAUGAAACGUGGCUGGGUCUUUCAGCAUGACAAUGAUCCCAAACACACCGCCCGGGCAACGAAGGAGUGGCUUCGUAAGAAGCAUUUCAAGGUCCUGGAGUGGCCUAGCCAGUCUCCAGAUCUCAACCCCAUAGAAAAUCUUUGGAGGGAGUUGAAAGUCAGCGACAGCCUCAAAACAUCACUGCUCUAGAUGAGAUCUGCAUGGAGGAAUGGGCCAAAAUACCAGCAACAGUGUGUGAAAACCUUGUGAAGACUUACAGAAAACGUUUGAUCUGUGUCAUUGCCAAUAAAGGGUAUAUAACAAAGUAUUGAGAAACUUUUGUUAUUGACCAAAUACUUAUUUUCCACCAUAAUUUGCAAAUAAAUUCAUUAAAAAUCCUACAAUGUGAUUUUCUGGAUUUUUUUUCUUAUUUUGUCUGUCAUAGUUGACUUGUACCUAUGAUGAAAAUUACAGGCCUCUCUCAUCUUUUUAAGUGGGAGAACUUGCACAAUUGGUGGCUGACUAAAUACAUUUUUUCCCCACUGUAUAUAUAUAUAUAUAUACAGUACCAGUCAAAAGUUUGGACACACCUACUCAUUCCAGGGUUUUUCUUUAUUUUGACUAUUUUCUACAUUGUAGAAUAAUAGUGAAGACAUCAAAACUAUGAAAUAACACAUAUGGAAUCAUGUUGUAACCAAAAAAGAAGUGUUAAACAAAUCAAAAUAUAUUUGAUAUUUCAGAUUCUUCAAAGUAGCCACCCUUUGCCUUGAUGACAGCUUUGCACACUCUUGGCAUUCUCUCAGCCUGCUUUAUGAGGUAGUCACCUGGAAUGCAGUUCAAUUAACAGGUGUUAAAAGUUAAUUUGUGGAAUUUCUUUCCUUCUUAAUGCGUUUGAGCCAAUCAGUUGUGAUGUGACAAGAUAGUGGUGGUAUACAGAAGAUAGCCCUAUUUGGUAAAAGACCAAGUCCAUAUUAUGGCAACAACAGAUCAAAUAAGCAAAGAGAAACGACAGUCCAUCAUUACCUUAAUACAUGAAGGUCAGUCAAUACGAAAAAUGUCAAGAACUUUGAUGGUUUCUUUAAGUGCAGUCACAAAAACCAUGAAGCGUUAUGAUGAAACUGGCUCUCAUGAGGACCGCCACAGGAAUGGAAGACCCAGAGUUAGCUCUGCUGCAGAGGAUAACUUCAUUAGAGUGAACUGCACCUCAGAUUGCAGCCCAAAUAAAUGCUUCACAGAGUUCAAGUAACAGACACAUCUCAACAUCAACUGUUCAGAGGAGACUGCGUGAAUCAGGCCUUCAUGGUCGAAUUGCUGCAAAGAAACCACUACUAAAGGACACCAAUAAAAAUAAGAGACUUCCUUGGGCCAACUAACACGAGCAAUAUACAUUAGACCGGUGGAAAUCUGUACUUUGGUCUGAUGUGUCCAAAUUUGAGAUUUUUGGUCCAACCGCCUUGUCUUUGUGAGACGCAGAGUAGGUGAACGGAUGACCUCUGCAUGUGUGGUUUCCACCAUGAAGCAUGGAGGAGGUGGUGUUAUGGUGUGGGGGUGCUUUGCUGGUGACACUGUCUGUGAUUUAUUUAGAAUUCAAGGCACACUUAACCAGCAUUGCUACCACAGCAUUCUACAGCGAUACGCCAUCCCAUCUGGUUUGCGCUUAGUGGGACUAUCAUUUGUUUUUCAACAGGACAAUGACCCAACACACCUCCAGGCUGUGUAAGGGCUAUUUGACCAAGAAGGAGAGUGAUGGAGUGCUGAAUCAGAUGACCUGGCCUCCACAAUCACCUGACCUCAACCCAAUUGAGAUGGAGUUGAGUUGAGUUGGACCGCAGAGUGAAGGAAAAGCAGCCAACAAGUGCUCAGCAUAUGUGGGAACUCCUUCAAGACUGUUGGAAAAGCAUUCCAGGUGAAGCUGGUUGAGAGAAUGCCAAGAGUGUGCAAAGCUGUCAUCAAGGCAAAGGGUGGCUACUUUGAAAAAUCUAAAAUGUAUUUUGAUUUGUUUAACACUUUUUUGGUUACUACAUGAUUCCAUAUGUGUUAUUUCAUAGUUUUGAUGUCUUCACUAUUAUUCCACAAUGUAGAAAAUAGUAAAAAUAAAGAAAAACCCUUGAAUGAGUAGGUGUAUCCAAACUUUUGACUGGUAUUGUAUAUUCAACUUUAUAUCCGAAAUUAUGAAAUAAAUUUCGCACACGAGUGUUGCACUCUUAAACUUUACAGUUGGAGUCUCCUACGUCUGCUCACUGGAGAUUUCUCCCAUGUUGUAACUGUUACUUAGUCACCUGACCCGGGCCUCAGCAGGGCGUUGAAGUGGCUUGGCUCAUGUUUUACAAAUUACCCAGGGGGCUGUGCGUUCGCCACCUAUGUGCCCAUGUUCCCUCCCUUCUGUAUGCACAGUGCGUGGUAUUCUAUUCCCCUCGCCAAGCUCUUCACGGAGACAAUGAAGAGUCGGCAUGGCGACGGUGACACUCACCUUACUAACCCAGGGACGCACAGGAAAAUACAAAUUGAGGAAGGGAACCGGCACGCCUCCAACCUAUCUGCUACUUCCAGUGUUGGUGCUUGAUGUAUGGUGGUGAGGUGACUACCCAGCAUGGAUCCUGUGACCAGGAGGAUCGGGUUAUUUUGUGUGUUGUCAUGAUGGGCACUCCUGUGGUAAUCUCAUCUCUAUCUCUAUAUUGCAAUCUCUUGAUAUCUAUAUCUCUCUUUCUUUGUCUUGAUCUCUCUCUCUCUCUCUCUCUCUCUCUCUCUCUCUCUCUCUCUCUCUCUCUCUCUCUCUCGUUUGAUUCUCUUGAUCUCUUACUUAUUUGCAUGCUAAAUCUAAUUAAAUGUCACCUUUUUUAUAGUCAUCUAAAGUUUUUACAAAGUAAAAUAAUUAUUGGUGCAUGUCUGUGAAGUCAACAUGCAAACCCCUUGUCAUCACAUGUGUGUAUAUUACAGUAGGGUACUAUUCAAAUGGUCUGUACUACAGUCAGAUAGCCAGAUAAGUGUUGUGCUGGUGUCGUUCUAGUCUGUAAUACUGUUAAUAGCCCAGUGUAGAGAAGAGUAAUUAGCUGAUAUGGAUGUAGCUGUCAGUGAUAACUGAUAUUGGGGGACUAUUACACUAAUUCCCCGGAAUGAUGAUCCUUGAAAUGGCUUCAUCACACUAAGCUGUCCAUUGGUGAUGGACGUGAGAUUACUGACUGACUCAAACACCAUAACCAAAUCCUCCUCUGCUGCCAGCAAGUUGUGGCAAUGAGCGUAAUAUUUUCUAGCAUACGGUACUACUAUAUGUACUGAAGAUCCUAUGUAGUGAAGUUCCUAUGUACUGAGGUUCCUAGAAUCCUAUAGUAGCCAACCUAGAACUCUAGAUUGUAGUAAAUAUGUGUCACUAUGUACACUGAGUGUACAAAACAUUAGGAACAUCCUAAUAUUGAGUUGCACCCCUUUUGCCCUCAGAACAGCCUCAAUUCGUCGGGGCAUGGACUACAAGGUGUCGAAAGCGUUCCACAGGGAUGCUGGCCCAUGUUGACUCCAAUGCUUCCAACAGUUGUGUCAAGAUGGCUGGAUGUUCUUUGGGUAGUGGACCAUUCUUGAUACACACAGGAAACUGUUGAGCGUGAAAAACCCAGAAGUGUUGCAGCUCUUGACACAAACCAGUGCGCCUGGCACCUACUACCAUACCCCGUUCAAAGGCACUUAAAUAUUUUGUCUUGCCCAUUCACCCUCUGAAUAAACACAUACAAAAUCCAUGUCUCAAUUGUCUCAAGGCUUAAAAAUCCUUCUUUAACCUGUCUCCUUCCCUUCAUCUACACUGAUUGAAGUGGAUUUAACAGGUGACAUCAGUAAGGGAUCAUAGCUUUCACCUGGAUUCACCGGUCAGUCUUUGUCAUGGAAAGAGCAGAUGGUCCUAAUGUUUUGUACAGUCAGUGUAUAUUCAGACUCUAUAUUUGUGAGAGUCCAUGUGUUGUUUAUGGGUUGAUUUGAAUGUGAAAUGAUGCUAGAGAAAAUCUUCCUUCAGAUCUUAAUUCCGUAUUGAAUGGGUGAUGAUGAUAAUUCAUCCGGGGGCGUUGUUUGGCAGUCAGAUUGAGUUCCUCUCUGGAGAACACACUAAAUAUAGCCUCCCAGGUGGUGGAGAUGGGAGAUGUGUAGCUAAGUAAAUGGUUACCAAGCCACACUCAGAGUGAGAGAAAGCUUAUGCUAAGUAAAUACGGAUCUGAGAGGGACCCAGAAGAAGGGCAUUAUGGGUAAGGAUAGAGGACCACAGCAAUUUGUUUGUAAUGGUGAUGAUUCCGUGAUUGAAACCCAGAGUUCUUGGAAUUUUACCAAAUCAAAGUUUUCACCAACUACGUAGGUGGCCAUGUAAACUUGUCAAUAUAGGCUACACCAGGUUAGACUUUUUUGUUUAAAAAAAUCCAGGCCUAUCUCACACACGGUGCAGCAAAUGAGCAUGAGGGGCAAGAUGAGAAGGAGUUGUAAUCUUCCGCAAUGAUAUGUCCGUCCGUAAAAUACACAACAAUGUUUUUAGAGCACGUUGUCAUUGUGAUGCGAUGAACACCCUUGAUACAAGCAGAAAGAAAAUAAUAGGAGGGAAAACAAAGCCAUAAAGCCAACCCCCCCUAAAUGUGUCUGUCAUUUGACGACUCCAUACUGUACACACAUUGCAUGGGACUCCUGGCACGGUUCCUCAGUCGGGGAGCGGAGGUUGGAGAGAGAGAGGGGGAAGUGUUGAUCAGGGGCCUGGCCCAUCCUCCAGAGAUCAUCCUCUCUUCCUGCCUCUCAGUUGUAAUGUGGACACAGUCUGAGACUACGAACAGGUUUAAUGGCAGCCCAGAAAUCUGCUUUAUGAACACAAACAUAAAAACAGAGCCGACCUGCUAUUAACGAUCAGUAAAAAAAAUAAUUAGAGGGACUGUGAUAAUUGUGUCAGGGGGGAGAUAGAUCAGACGAGUUUGCGAGCGGAGAAGAAGCAGGAAUAUAUUGCUGUCGUGGCGGUGGUGGCUUUGUUACAUUUUGCUGUUGAUUUCGUUUCUACCAUUGAUCCACCCAUCCAUCUGUCCGUCUGUCCUCCUUCCUUCUCUCUCCCUUGGAUUGGGAGGGGAGAGGAGCCUUCUGGCUUUGGAGGAGCAGGAUGAAGAUGUUUAUUCAUCUGGAGUGUAUUAGAGUCAUGAUUAAGGAGAACAAGGAGGAGGAGGAGGAGGAGAAGGAGAAGGAGAGGAGGACGGUGACGUCUGUAGCCUCCACUCAGAAACCCGGCACAGACGCCUAGGGAAGGGGUUGGAGUUUACCUGGAUCUCUCUCCCCCUCUCUGUCUCUCUCUCUCUUUCCGCCUGUCCUCUCAACUCUCAGCUCGGCUAAUUAUUAAUGAAUGCGGUUUCUGUUGAACCUCUGAGAAGUGUCAGUGCUACAGUCAUCUGAGGGUUAGGAAAUCUUGGCAUUUAAGACAGGGAUGCAUGAAAAUACAUGUCUUGCUUGGGCUGUUUGCUUGUUUUCCUUCCUCCCUCCCUUACUCCAUCCCUCCAUCCCCCAACCCCCUCUCCUCUCCACCGAGGUGCAUGUUUUCCACUCCCUCCUGGACUGUCUCAAUGCCAUGGCUUAGAGGUCAAGGGUCAGGGUGUCUGGUGCAUGCUAACACUAGCACCUAGCGUCUGUCUGUCUGUUGGUAGCCUCUCCUUGGUUCCAUGCUUGACCUGUCUCAGUACUGUAGCUAGCGUCGUGCCCUGAGACACUGGAGGUCUUUGAAACAGGCGAUUGUCUAAACAUGUUCUUAGUGAUGGGAGGUUGAAAGGUUCACUGACCUCCGCUUUCCACUGGACGGAACAUGAUAAGAGGUAGGCUACUCAAGUGGUUCAAUAAAGUAAACAUCCACAAAUUCUCCACAGAUUCUCCAGAGUGACCAUUGGGUUCUUGGUCACCUCCUGACCAAGGCCCUUCUCCUCAGAUUGCUCAGUUUGGCUGGGCGGCCAGCUCUAGGAAGAGGCUUGGUGGUUCCAAACUUCUUCCAUUUAAGAAUGAUCGAGGCCACUGUAUUCUUGGGAACCUUCAAUGCUGCAGAAAUUUUUUGGUACCCUUCCCCAGUUCUGUGCCUCGACACAAUCCUGUCUCGGAGCUCUACGGAUAAUUCCUUCGACCUCAUGGCUUGAGUUUUGCUCCGACAUGCACUAUCAACUGUGGGACCUUAUAAAGACUGUUGUGUGCCUUUCCAAAUCAUGUCCAAUCAAUUGAAUUUACCACAGGUGGACUCCAAUCAAGUUGUAGAAACAUUUAGUCAUUUUAUUAAACAUCUCAAGGAUGAUCAAUGGAAACAGGAUGCACCUGAGCUCAUUUUCGAUUCUCGUAGCAAAGGGUCUGAACAUUUCUGUAAAUAAGGUUUUUUUAUUUUUAAUAAAUUUGCUACAAUGUCUAAAAACCUGUUUUUUCUUUGUCAUUAUGGGGUAUUGUGUGUAGAUUGAUGAGGAAAACAGUUAAUUUUUAUCUAUUUUAGAAUAAGGCUGUAACGUAACAAAAUGUGGAAAAAGUCAAGGGGUCUGAAUACUUUCGAAUGCACUGUAUAUAUAUAUAUAUAUAUAUUCACACACACACACUACAUGACCAAAAGUAUGUGUACACCUGCUUGUCGUAUAUCUAAUUCCAAAAUCAUGGGAAUUAAUAUAGAGUUGGUCCCCUCUUUGUUGCUAUAACAGCCUCCACUCUUCUGGGAAGGCUUUCCACUAAAUGUUGGAACAUUGCUGCGGGGACUUGCGUCCAUUCAGCCACAAGAGCAUUAGUGAGGUUGGACACUGAUGUUGGGCGAUAGGCCUAACUCGCAAUCGGCAUUCCAAUUCAUCCUAAAGGUGUUCGAUGGGGUUGAGGUCAGGGCUCUGUGCAGGCCAGUCAAGUUCUUCCACAUCAAUCUCGACAAACCAUUUCUGUAUAGACCUCACUUUGUGCACUGUGGGGCAUUGUCAUGCUGAAACAGGAAAGGGCCUUCCCCAAACUGUUGCCACAAAGUUGGAAGCACAGCAUCAUCUAGGGUCAAGGACAUUGUAUGCUGUAGCGUUAAGGUUUCCCUUCACUGGAACUAAGGGGCCUAGCACGAACCAUGAAAAACAGGCCCAGACCAUUAUGCCUCCUCCACCAAACGUUACAGUUGGCACUAUGCAUUCGGACAGCUAGCGUUCUCCUGGCAUCCGCCAAAUCCAGAUUUGUCCGUCGGACUGCCAGAUGGUGAAGCAUGAUUCAUCACUCCAGAGAACUUGUUUCCAGUGCUCCAGAGUCCAAUGGCAGCAAGCUUUACACCACUCCAGCCUACGCUUGGCAUUGAGCAUGGUGAUCUUAGGCUUUUGUGAGGCUGCUCGGCCAUGGAAACCCAUUUCGUGAAGCUCCCGGCUAACAGUUGCUUCUAGAGGCAGUUUGGAACUUGGUAGUGAGUGUUGCAACCGACGACAGACGAUUUUCACACGCAACGCGCUUCAGCACUCGGUGGUCCUGUUCUGUGAGCUUGUGUGGCCAACCACUUUGCUGCUGAGCCGUUGUUCCUCCUAGACAUUUCCACUUCACAAUAACAGCACUUACAGUUGACCAGAGCUGCUCUAGCAGGGCAGAAAGUUGAUGAACUGUCUUGUUGGAAAGGUGGCAUCCUAUGACGGUGCCACGUUGAAAGUCACUGAGUUCUUUAGUAAGGACAUUCUAAUACCAAUGUUUGUCUAUGGAGAUUGCAUGGCUGUGUGCUCGAUUGUAUACACCUGUCAGCAAUGGGUGUGCCUGAAAUAGCCGAAUCCACUAAUUUGAAGGGGUGUCCACAUACUUUUGUUGUUGUUGUGUGUACACUACCAGUCAAAAGUUUGGACACACCUACUCAUUCAAGGGUUUUUCUUUAUUUUUUACUAUUUUUUACAUUGUAGAAUAAUAGUGAAGACAUCAAAACUUUGAAAUAACACAUAUGGAAUCAUGUAGUAAACAAAAAAGUGUUUUAUAUUUGAGAUGCUUCAAAUAGCCACCCUUUGCCUUGAUGACAGCUUUGCACACUCUUGACAUUCCCUCAACCAGCUUCACCUGGAAUGCUUUUCCAACAGUCUUGAAGGAGUUCCCACAUAUGAUGAAAACUUGUUGGCUGCUUUUCCUUCACUCUGCGGUCCGACUCAUCCCAAACAAUCUUAAUUGGGUUGAGGUCGGGGGAUUGUGGUGGCCAGGUCAUCUGAUACAGCACUCCAUCACUCUGCUUCUUGGUAAAAUAGCCCUUACACAGCCUGGAGGUGUGUUGGGUCAUUGUCCUGUUGAAAAACAAAUGAUAGUCCCACUAUGUCCAAACCAGAUGGGAUGGCGUAUCGCUGUAGAAUGCUGUGGUAGCCAUGCUGGUUAAGUGUGAAUUCUAAAUAAAUCACAGACAGUGUCACCAGCAAAGCACCCCCACACCAUAACACCUCCUCCUCCAUGCUUUACGGUGGGAAAUACACAUGCGGAGAUCAUCCGUUCACCCACACUGCGUCUCACAAAGACACAGCAGUUGGAACCAACAAUCUCAAAUUUGGACUCCAGACCAAAGGACACAUUUCCACCGGUCUAAUGUCCAUUGCUCGUUUUUCUUGGCCCAAGCAAGUCUCUUCUUCUUAUUGGUGUCCUUUAGUAGUGGUUUCUUUGCAGCAAUUCGACCAUGAAGGCCUGAUUCACACAGUCCCAUCUGAACAGUUGAUGUUGAGAUGUGUCUGUUACUUGAACUCUAUGGAGCAUAUAUUUGGGCUGCAAUUUCUGAGGCUGGUAACUCUAAUGAACUUAUCCUCCGCAGCAGAGGUAACUCUGGGUCUUUUAUUCCUGUCGCGGUCCUCAUGAGAGCCAGUUUCAUCACAGCGCUAUAUGGUUUUUGCGACUGCACUUGAAGAAACUUUGAAAGUUCUUGAAAUUUUCUGUAUUGACUGACCUUCAUGUCUUAAAGUAAUGAUGGACUGUCGUUUCUCUUUGCUUAUUUGAGCUGUACUUGCCAUAAUAUGGACUUGGCCUUUUACCAAAUAGGGCUAUCUUCUGUAUACCACCCCUAUCUUGUCACAUCACAACUGAUUGGCUCAAACGCAUUAAGAAGGAAAGAAAUUCCACAAAUUAACUUUUAAGAAGGCACACCUGUUAAUUACAUUUACAUUUACGUAAUUUAGCAGACGCUCUUAUCCAGAGCGACUUACAAAUUGGAUUGAAAUGCAUUCCAGGUGACUACCUCAUGGAGCUGGUUGAGAGAAUGCCAAUAGUGUGCAAAGCUGUCAUCAACGCAAAGGGUGGCUAUUUGAAGAAUCUCAAAUAUAAAAUAUAUUUUGAUUUGGCUAUUUGAAGAAUCUCAAAUAUAAAAUAUAUUUUGAUUUGUUUAACACUUUUUUGGUUACUGCAUGAUUCCAUAUGUGUUAUUUCAUAGUUUUGAUGUCUUCACUAUUAUUCUACAAUCUAGAAAAAAGUCAAAAUAAAGAAAAACCCUGGAAUGAGUAGGUGUGUCCAAACUUUUGUCUGGUACUGUAUAUAUAUUUUUAUUAAAUGACAUAAAUCACAUUAUCUGUGAGUAAACUAACAGGGAAAAUAAAACACAACUGUCCAUGUAAAUUCCUCCACUGUGAUGUGUGGAAGAGGGUGAAACCAGGGGUGUAUUCAUUACGGAGACUGUUUACUGUUUAAGAGCCAAACAGAAGCAAACAGAGCAAAACAAGAGUUUCUAUUGGACAAAUUCGUUCCGUUUGCUUCUGUUAAAUUGUUUUUAUUUUGCAACAGUAUCGGCAGAAUGAAUACACCAGGGAUAAAAGAUGGUGGUAGAACGUAGCAGCACGCUGUGGUUCUCCGCCUGGCUUGUUGUCCACUCGGUCUCCAGCCUGUCUGCCUGACUAGCCUGCCGCAGUGGUGAGGGAGAGGGACCAGUACACACUGCCUCCCCCUGUAGUACCAGACCCAACACAGCACUCCCUCCCCCAGAGCCAAUGCAGUGAGGCAGGCGGUGAUGGGCCGUGCUGAGGGACAGAUUGUCACUCCUCCUCCCCCCUGCCUCCCCCUCCCUACUACCACUGGGAGGCCCACAGGGGCUGGGGGUCCAGCCAAGGCCUGGGGUGGGGCGGAGUGUACUUCCUGCUAGUGUGUUCUCUUCUCUCCUGCAGUACCUGACAUGGUCAACUAUCUGUUCUUCCUCUAGUCUCCAUCAGCCAUGAGUUGAACAAAAACACUGCUUUAUGGCUUUAUGGCUGUGUUGAUCUUGUAAUACAGAAUAGCUGGGUUAGAAUUACACCAGAUCUCAGUAUUCUUAGUGAACAGUACAGCAUGUAAUCUCUCAUUAUUGGCUCCAGUAGAACACUAAGGUUCUUCUACAUGAAGAGAUUGUACAUGAGGGCUAUAAAAUACCCAUCAUACACAGGUCAUACAUCUUGCUCUCUUAUCUGCAUGUGCCUUUAUUAUGUUCUGUCAUAUUUUUUCAGGAUAGACAAAUAUUUUCCUUGGUUUCUGCUCACACGUCUCGUCUGUCUCCAAGACGUCAGAACAGUGGGAUCAGGGCCCAUGAUAAGUAAUGGAAUCGCUCUCCUCUCGUCCUCUCCUUGCUCUGUCUCACUCUCCCCUUCCUUGUCUUCGUAGAAAGAAAAAAGCCCCAGUUUGUAAAGGAUGACUGGCUGCCCUACUUUCCCUCCGCUGGCCCUCCAUUUGUCUGCGUUUCCUGGGACACCACUGGGGCGCUGUGAUUUCUGGGACAGUGACCAAGUGCUCCUGUCUGUGCUGGGGGACGUGGGUAAUGUGGACAAAGUAGUUGACAGUUUGCUGGUUCCCCGUGGUUAGGGCAGACAGAGCCGUGAGGGCCGGUAUAAUGGACACCAGGCCACUGAGACAGCUAGGCAGCAGUUUGAUGUUCCAGCUAGUGUGUUAGGUCCUGUGUAAAAGUUGACUGCCACAUUUUGAUGUGUGUCUGUGUGUGUGUGUUGUGUUUUGACAAGGCGUGUCACUAUGAGCAUGAUGUUACGGGAAGCGACACGUUGCUACGGCACCGUUGAAACCCUGGGAAACGCACACUUCUAUCAUCCACUCUCUCUCUCCCUCCUUAUCUCCCUCUCUCGCUCUCUGUCCUCCAGUAACACAUCCCUCCCUCUCCUCUCUCCUACUCCUCCAGUAAUGUUGCCGUGGUCCCCUCUCCCUUUCCUCCUAAAGCAUGGCAGAUUUGAUUGAUCUUUGGCAGGGGGCGAGCGGGGCCUGACAUUUCUCACAGAUGUGUAAAAAAACCACAUUGUGUUUGCUGAAAGAGUGGGAGAGGGGGGAGCGAGAGAGAGAGAGAUGGACAAGAGAGGACAAUAUUCUAGCUCUACCUUUGUGUGUGUGUUUUAAUAUCUGUGUGAAGCGUCAGUCGUAGUAUGUGUGAGACUGGUGCAAUAAGCCAUGUCUGGCCACCUGGCACUUCUCUUUGAGAGCUGCUGGGAGUGUUCAGCACUCCAUUUUGACUGGAUGUGAUUUCUCUUUAACCAGGGCUGUAGCAGUGUAGCAGUGGCACUGUGUGUAAAGCCUUUGGGCUGGUCUCGCUCCAAUAGCUCUGCAUGGGGUCCUGAGUCGGCUCAAUGAGCCAGUCAUCUGAGGAGAACUGGAAUUAGCCUCUAAAUUGAAACCAUUGAAACCCCUUUUUUCAUGGCAGGAAAAUGGAAGUCUCUUUAGCUAACUAAGCUAAAGCCUUGCGCCAUUUUCUAGCCUCCGCUUAUUAGAUCUUAAGUGGUUGUGUCACAUACAGCACUGAACAUGAUAUCAUGUUGUUCAAACGCAUAUUGCUAUUUGGAGCUUCAGAAUGGGAUGUGCUUUGAGAUGACACAUCAACAGUCUCGAGGGGAUUGUUCUACUACUUUUACCAGCAGCUGUAAAGGAUGCCUUGUUCUUCUUCUCUGAAGUGGGGUCAUAGUGUUAUAUCAGAUGCGUUGGCAGUCCUUUGUUUAUUCAAUGAAUAUCCAAUCCCUGCUGUGCGAAACACACACACACACACUCGUGUACUCAAGCACACACGCACGACCACACACACUCACGUGCACGCACACACACACACACACACACACACACACACACACACACACACACACACAUACACUCUUAGAAAAAAGGGUUGCAAAAGGAAUCUUCGGCUGUCUCCAUACGAUAACCCUUUUGGCUUCAGGUAGAACCAUCUGUGGAAAGGGUUCUACAUGGAACCAAAAGGGGUUCUUCAAAGUGUUCUACUAUGAGGACAGCCAAAGAACCCUUUUAGGUUCUACAUUGCACCUUUUUUCUAAGAGUGUACACACACACACACACACUCACACUCACACCCUCACUCAUGUACAUGCCCACUGACACAUAAACACAAACAGUUCCUAGGAAAAUCCCUAUAAUGAUCCCUGGUAAGAUACAAAGAUAUGAUUAUGGUUUUUGAAUUUAGGAAAAGUGCAUUACCUGUUCUCUCUAUCAUGCAAAUAUGAAACAGGAUUUUUACAAAAGUCUAGCUGUAGAAUUGGCAGAGGAUCUCCUAAAGCCUCCAUCUGAUAAGAUAAGGUAGUGGAUUGGAUAAGAGUGGCCUGGCUCUGGAAUAAGUGUUAAGGUGCUUUAUCCACCCCUGUUCAUUUCUGUCAGGCAGAGAUAAGAUGCCUUGAACUGCUCUCAGAACCCCAGACAGGAAGUCACAGGUGCCAAAAGUGAGUCAUUCCCAAAACAUAUCCCUUAGAAGCUUAACGCUGUCUAGGUGUUAUAACUGGAUAAAGAAAACAAUCACAAGCAGCUUGUCUUCAGUCGUUAAAGUUGAUGUCCAUAACAGGGCUUUAGGGGCAGAGGCUGUAGACUAACACAGAGACUUAUCGUGCUACGCAAGCUGAGAGGGAAAAACACAUGCUGUCACCUCUUCUGUCAAAUUGUUACAGUUAUGAUGACAGGCCAGAGAGAUGUGCAGUUACACUGUACUACACUCUACCCACUGGGCACAGACGUCAAUUCAACAUCUAUUCCACGUUGGUUCAAUGUAAUUUCAUUGAAAUUACAUGGAAACAAUGUUAAUUCAACCAGUGUGUGCCCAGUGUGUAGAAGUAUAUACUAUGAGAUGCUAGAACUUACAGUAUGAAUAUUUUCACCCACCUAAACCAUGAUGAUCACACCUGUGACUGCAUUCCUGAUCAUUUCUCAAUAUGUUUUAUAGUGAAGACAUGGGGAAGAAUGGGGUCACAGAAACAAACUAAUUUGAACUAACUGAUACUGUAGUGUAGCUAUAUUUUCGCACUAAAUGCUUGAAAUCAAUCGCAAGUCAGCUUGAUGGGUCCUUAAGAGCAGAGCUGUGUGUGUGCAGGAGCAGUAAUGGCACCAGGUCCCUGACUGAAGGGCUUAUUUGAACAGUAAUAUUUACACUGUGAGAGACAGCUAAAAAUGAACAUGAGAGGUGGCACACCAGUGUAGACUGGCUUGGAAGCUCUGGGUGAGUGAGUGUGUUUUUGUGGUGUGUGUGUGUGUGUGUGUGUGUGUGUGUGUGGGUUGGUUGGUUCUUCUAUCCUUGUGGGGACCUAAAAUCCCCAAAAGUCCCCACAAGGAUAGUAAAACAAGGUACAUUAUCUUCCUUGUGGGGACAUUUCCCACAUCCCCAUGAGGACAAAGGCUAUUUUAAGCUUAGGUGUUAGGUUUAGGGUUAGGGUUACAAUUAGGGUUAGAAUUGGGGUUAGGCUAAGGGUAAGGGGUUUGGUUUAGGUUUGGGUUACAGGUUAAGGUUAAGGUUAAGGUUAGGGUUAUGUUAAGGGUUAGGGUUAGGUUUAGGUUUAGGGUUAGGGAAAAUUUGAUUUUGAAUGGAAAUUAAUUUUAGGUCCCCACGAGGAUAGAAGAACGUGUGUGUGUGUGUGUGUGUGUGUGUGUGUGGUUUUUUCUGAAGUGUCUUUCCUAUAUCUGAGAGAUAUAAGAAAGAUCAGGAAACGUUUUGGUUGUUGUUUUUUACAUUUAUUUAUCCCCAUUAUUUUAGGCACUAAACUAUCUCCAUAUAUACUUCCAUUCAUUUUUUUAACUACUCCUGUGAGGCUUGUGGGCACCCUAGAGCAAAACGGAUAACACCAUCGUGUUCGUGAGAGUCUCAUCUAUCAAUAGAGAUGACAUGGUCUGACAAACACCGCUCUAGCUCUGCCACCUUUCACCACGGAUGAGGAAGGGCGAUAUUGGCGUAUGCGGGGGAUUGAGACGCUGCCCAUGCAAAAAAACAGAUACACUAUAUAUAUAUAUAUACAAAAGUAUGUGAACAUCCCUCGAAAUUAGUGGAUUCGGCUACUUCAGCCACACCCAUUGCUGACAGGCGUAUAAAAUCAAGCACACAGCCAUGCAAUCUCCAUAGACAAACAGAAUGGCCUUAAUAGCUCAGAGACUUUCAACGUGGCUGCCACCUUUCAUAGGAUGCCACCUUUCCAACAAGUCAGUUUGUCAGUUUGUCAAAUUUCUGCCCUGCUAGAGCUGCCCCAGUCAACUGUAAGUGCUGUUAUUGUUAAGUGGAAACGUCUUGGAGCAACAACGGCUCAGCCGCGAAGUGGUAGGCCACACAAGCUCACAGAACGGGACCGCCGAGUGCUGAAGUGAAUAGCACGUAAAAUCGUCUGUCCUCUGUUGCAACACUCACUACCCAGUUCCAAACUGCCUCUGGAAGCAACGUCAGCACAAGAACUGUUCGUCGGGAGCUUCAUGAAAUGGGUUAUCAUGGCCGAGCAGCCAUGUCGCCUGGAGUGGUGUAAAGCUUGCCGCCAUUGGAAAUGCAUUUUCUGGAGUGAUGAAUCACGCUUCACCAUCUGGCAGUCUGACGGACAAAUCUGGGUUUGGCAGAUGCCAGGAGAACGCUACCUGCCCGAAUGCAUAGUGCCAACUGUAAAGUUUGGUGGAGGAGGAAUAAUGGUCUGCGGCUGUUUUUCAUGGUUCGUGCUAGGCCCCUUAGUUAGGUUCAGUGAAGGGAAAUCUUAACACUACAGCGUACACUGACAUUCUAGAUGAUUCAGUGCUUCCCACUUUGUGGUAACAGUUUGGGGAAGGCCCUUUCCUGUUUCAGCAUGACUGUGCCUCCAAAGCGUAUACAAAGCGAGGUCCAUACAGAAAUGGUGUGUCGAGAUCUGUGUGGAACAACUUGACUGGCCUGCACAGAGCCCUGACCUCAACCCCAUCAAACACCUUUGGGAUGAAUCGGAAUGCCGACUGCGAGCCAGGCCUAAUCGCCCAACGUCAGUGCCCACCUCACUAAUGUUCUUGUGGAUGAAUGGAAGCAAGUCCCCGCAGCAAUGUUUCAACAUCUAGUGGAAACCCUUCCUAGAAGAGUGGAGGGUGUUAUGGCAGCAAUGGGGGGACCAACUCCAUAUUAAUGCCCCGGAAUGAGAUGUUCGACGAGCAACUGUCCACAUACUUUUGGUAAUGUGGUGUAUCUCUAACUUAAACAGACAGAUUUGGAUGGGGAAUUGUAGGCUAAGGGUUAAAGGAAAGAAGGGAGAGGUGGAGAACAAGAGAGCUCAGAGAGCGAGAGAGAUUGAACAAGAGGGAAAGAGCCCAAAGAGAACGAGAGGCUAGAGUAACUCUGAGGAAAGAACCCAGUGAGAGAGACCAGAGAGAGAGAGAGGAAAGACUCCAGAGCCCAGAGAGAGAGAGAGCAGGGUAGAGGGACAGGCCCUAAGAUGGAGGUCUUCCUCCCAGGACGUGACAGGCUGUUGGCUGUAGGAUGCUCAGGAAGGCCUUGGCAGGCCAACAAAGACAGCCCUUCAGCUGCAGGGUGUACUUUUUCAGCUCCCAGCAUCCCCUUUGGCAGCGGCACAGAGAGCGCUGGUGUGCACAGGCCCCCGGCCCCAGAGACGGACGGACGGACGUGAAAGAACAGGCCUUCUCCCUUUUAUUUACUCAGGCUGACGAGGACCUAGGCAUUUCUUGUCUGGGUGAAGGAGGGGAAAUACAGGAGGGUCUCUCUAUCUCUCUUUCCUCUUAGGUCUCCUGGGGUUGAACAGUGCUUUCAUCUGCUGUUGUUCACACACUUGUCUUGAUGGUGUGUGUGUGUGUGUGUGUGUGUGUGUGUGUGUGUGUGUGUGUGUGUGUAUGUGUGUGUGUGUAGUGGGGGGUUGUGUGUGUGUUACCUGAGCUCUUGUCCUCAAGCACUAUCACCAUGGUGAUAUGUGAUUGCCACCCUCAGAUAUGAGAUAUGGUCAAAUAUUUUGUAUAGUAAACACAAGUAUCUCAGUAUUACUAUCUACGAGGAGUCAGUAACCACCUGUUUGUCAAAAGCAAUAUCAGUGGGCCUUUUGAAUGGUACACCAAUGUCCUUUCAAAACAAGUGGGAAUAACAACUGUACAGAGAAAGCAGCGUAGAUAUGAUUCAGAAGACAUUGGAGAACACGUGUAUAAUUAACAUACAAGUCUCUGGAAUACUGUACUCACAUGUCCAAUGUCAAUACAGCUAUAAUGUCUACACACAGAUCAGUAAUUCACUUGUGUUAAUCAACAAUGAUGCACCAUGAGAAUGUUAAUUCAAUUAGGUAUCAGACAGUUCAACUCAAAUGAUGGCCCACUUGUCUACUCCUUGUGUACAUUACUCAUGACUCCCACUCCCCCACUCUUUGGUAUGUCUGUUGACUAAUGUAUGCAGCUUAAUGUAAUAAAGACAUGAUAUACAUUUGAUAAAUAAACUAAACAAAGAAUGGAGGAGGCAGCCUUGACAGCAUCGCAAUGUCUGCCAGCCGUGCCAUCAUCAUUUAAGACAAGCGGAAUUGAAUUUAGUAUAUAUUUACUGUAUCUGGCUAUGUGUUUGUUUGUUUGUUUUGGUGUUGUUUCUUAGCCAACAUGUUUGACUGUAAGGCAUUGGUUAGGGUCAUUUCUCUCUGCUUUGCUGUCUACUCCUACCCUGGGAGAAUGUGUGUGUGUGUGUGUGUGUGUGUUGGUGUGUGUGUGGAGGAGGGCAAUCCACUGACUCACCCAUCCUCCCUACAACCAGAAAAAGCAACAUGGAUGAACUACAUAAAGAAAGCAAGUAAAUCAGGCAAGGUUUGUUUUGCUGCUCCUUGGGUUUGACUCAGAGCUUGUGCGAAGUGGGCAGUGUGCCAGGGACAGGGGGGUGAAGGGGGGUCGGAGGUGGGAGGUUUCCGGGAGGCUCAUAGUGUGGAGGUAGGCAGGUCAUCCUCAAUGUGCCGCUUUCAGCAGUUUGGAGGGGCAGGGGAAUAACCUCCGACCCCAUCUGUUUCCUGAAGAUAGGCCCUGACGGGUGUAAGUGCUCAGUGAGGGCAUGUUAUCCUGACGAAGGGCAGAUCUCUCUCCCCAGCAAAAACAACAGAAUGGGAAGGGGGGGGGGGGGGGGGGGGGGGACAGACUUAUUCGUCAGCUAAAAGAUAGCAUGGUGAAGAGGAAGGUUGGAUCCUGGAAUGAUCAAGGCUUUAUGCUUUUCCUUUGUCCGUCCCAUGAAUCUGUGCAGUUUCCUCUUGUUUUUCCCGUUCCAAGUUUUGGCCUUUUGACUUUGGCUUUCAUUCCGAAGGGGUUGGAAUUACGUUGUUUUAUUUAAAUAAGGAAGUUCACAGCACUUAGAAUUCGGCAGAGGGAAGAAGUGGUCCGUCACCUUUUGAACCUGCUGGAAACUGGUGUUCUGCAUUUUCCAUUUUAUAUCACACUGUGUUCUGUAUUACGCACCAUUGGAAUGUCAAUGAAUAACCGAUUGUGAUAAAGAGACAGUAAAUGAAAGAUAAAAGCGAUGACACGUACUUCACUGCACCUGCUUGUCCUUGGGUGAGGUAGUUAUCCUCCCCCGUGCUCCGCCCAUCUCUCUCUCUCUCUCUCUGACCUCACCCUAACCCUACACAGUGCCCCCGGCACACUCAUCUCUCCAGCACCGGCUGCCUUAUGGCUCCAUUCAGCCGGUGUUCACUCAGCUGAGCCAAUAUUCUAUAAUCUAAUAUCCAUAGACUAAUUGUCAGAACAGACCGCGUUUCCCUUACAAAGUCAUUCGUUUUGCGGUCGUGACGAGAGUGUUAUUCCUACAUAUGUGUCGACAGUGUGUUUGAAUUACUAUACAUUUAUCUGUUUAAAUUCUUGCAUAAAAUGUUCUAAGAUGUGGACUUUUGUUUUCUUCUCUCCCUUGACAUAAGGUCAUUUUAAAGUCUAUUUCUUCUAAACUAUUCAGGUAAUUUUUAAAGAAUAAUAGAAAUUGUCUCAUUUACCUCAUGUGGGGCUUACAUCUUGAAGCUCCCCAUUGCCUUGUGUUGGGGAUUAAAUGUCAGAGAGAUUGCAUUUUAAGUCACAGUGGGCUAAGCCAUUACAUGGCCACAUACAAGGUUAAUUGUGGUAAAAUAAUGUAAAUUUUUCUUUCCUUACCUGUAAUUACACUUUGAAUAACAGGUUGGAAUUUAGGUUUUUAGAUAACUCCUAAGGUGAGGAAUUGUUUCCUGUGAGAGGCAAGCAUAAUGCAGUAGCAAGAGAAAUUUUUUCCAAGUAACAACGGAAUGUAAAUUCAUACUUAGCUACCUUGCAAUUACCAUAAUGACUAAUGCCACAGCAGCCCACCUUUACUAUUUAACAGAGCUGAGACAAAUGACUUCCUAAUGCAAUCUGACAAAACACUUUCUCUCUUUCUCCCUCUCCCUCUUGUUCCUCAUUUAACUCCUGCUCUCUCUAUGCUCUACUCUUAUGCUUUCUAUUCUAUCUCUCUCUAUCUCUCGUCUACUCUCUCUAUCUACUCUCUCUAUAUCCUCUCUCUCUAUCUCUCUCUCUCUCUCUCUCUCUCUCUCUCUCUCUCUCUUUCUCUCUCUCUGUAUCUCUGUAUCUCUGUAUCUCUGUACAGACAGUGUUGAUCUCGAGGAUGAUCCUUCCUGUUCUUGGCCUGCAUCAUCUCCAUCCAGUAAAGACCAGACUUCCCCCGGCCACUGUGAAGACUAUGAUUUUGGCGAGGAUGAAGGGGGCCCCGGCCUACCGUACCCGUGCCAGUUCUGCGACAAGUCCUUCAGCCGUCUGAGCUUCCUGAAGCGCCACGAGCAGAGCCACGGUGACAAGCUCCCCUUCAGCUGCACCUUCUGCAGCCGCCUGUUCAAGCACAAGCGCAGCCGCGACCGCCACGUCAAGCUGCACACCGGCGACAAAAAGUACCACUGUGGUGAGUGCGACUCGGCCUUCUCACGCAGCGACCACCUCAAGAUCCAUAUGAAGACCCACGCCUCCAACAAGCCCCACAAGUGCCCCGUGUGCCGCCGGGGCUUUCUCUCCUCCAGCUCCCUCCAUGGACACAUGCAGGUCCACGAGCGGGGCAAAGACGGUGGUGGGGGGGGGGCAGGCAGCGGCCUCUCCAGGGAGGAGUGGAAGCUGAAGGAGACGAGGAAGUGCAGCCGCUGCGAGGAGGGCUUUGAUGUCCCUGAGGAGUUGCAAAGGCACAUCACCGAGUGCCACCCCGAGUGCUCGCCGUCGGAGGACGGGGGCCUGUGUGGCGCCUUGCAGUGCAUCUACUGCCACGAGCCCUUCAGCGACGAGGGUGUCCUGCUGACCCACAUUGACCAGGCCCACAGCCGCGACCGCAAAGGUCACAACUGCGCCGUCUGCUCUGAGCACUUCCUCUCUGUGGAGGACCUCUAUGCCCACAUGGAUGUCCACCAGCUCCCCGAGUCCAGUAACCACAGCAACAGCCCAUCCCUGCUCACUGUGGGCUACACCUCUGUCUCCAGCACCACCCCGGACUCCAACCUCUCCGUCGACAGCUCUACCAUGGUGGAGGCCGCCCCGCCCGUACCCAAGACCCGUGGGAGGAGGAAGAGGGCCGCCCAGCACACCUCACACGACGUUGGGGGCCGCUCGUCCAAGCAGCCCAAGAUCUCCUACAGCUGUAUCUACUGCAACAAGCAGGUGUUCUCUAGCCUUGCCGUGCUUCAGAUACACCUGCGGACCAUGCACCUGGACAAACCCGAGCAGGCACACACGUGUCAGUUCUGCCUGGAGGUGCUGCCCUCCCUGUUCAACCUGAACGAGCACCUGAAGCAGGUGCACAAUGCCGAGGACCAUGCCACCCUGCUGGGCAGCCUGCCUGACACCCUGCUUCAGUGUAACUUCUGCACCGAGGUGCUAAGUGACCUCAACGCUCUUCAAGAACACAUCCGCUGCUCCCACGGCUUCCCCAGCCCCGUGGCUAAGGAGAGUAAUGCCUUCUUCUGUCCCCAGUGCUUCAUGGGGUUCCUGACUGAGGCCACCCUGGAGGAGCACGUCCGUCAGACCCACUGCGACGGGGGCAGCCUGCGUUUUGACUCCCCCCUAGAGGUGACCCCCAAGGAGCCCAUCGUGGAGGUGUACUCCUGCUCCUACUGCACCAACUCACCCAUCUUCAACAGCGUUCUGAAGCUGAACAAGCAUAUCAAAGAAAACCACAAGAACAUUCCUCUGGCGCUGAACUACAUCAACAAUGGAAAGAAGUCUCUGCGUACCCUCAGCCCCUCCUCACCCAUAUCGAUUGAUCAAUCUUUCCUUCAUGGUUCCUCCUCUCGCGGCAAUCGUGGCACUAGUGAGUUCAUCUGCAACCAGUGUGGGGCCAAGUACACCAGCCUGGACCUGUUCCAGACACACCUGAAGACUCACCUGGAUGGGAUGCAGCCCCAGCUCACCUGCCCCCAGUGCAACAAGGACUUCCCCAACCAGGAGUCCCUGCUGAAGCAUGUGACGGUCCACUUUACCAUCACCUCCACCUACUAUAUCUGCGAGAGCUGCGACAAGCAGUUCACCUCGGUAGACGACCUGCAAAAACACCUGCUGGACAUGCACACGUUCGUGUUCUUCCGCUGCACCCUCUGCCAGGAAGUGUUUGACUCCAAGGUGUCCACCCAGCUCCACCUGGCCGUCAAGCACAGCAACGAGAAGAAGGUGUACCGCUGCACAUCCUGCAACUGGGACUUCAGGCACGAGGCUGACCUGCAGCUACAUGUCAAGCACAGCCACCUGGAGAACCAGGGCCGGGCCCACCGCUGCAUCUUCUGCGGGGAGUCAUUCGGCACGGAGGUGGAGCUGCAGUGCCACAUCACCACCCACAGCAAGAAGUAUAACUGCCGCUUCUGCAGCAAGGCCUUCCACGCCAUCGUACUUCUGGAAAAGCACCUGAGGGAGAAGCAUUGUGUGUUCGAGGGCAAGGCCCAGAACUGUGGCGCCAAUGGAUCCACCACCGGAGGAACGGACCACCACCCGGCGGCCAAGGAUGACGCAGAGCUACAGGGUCUCCUGACCAACAGCCAUGGUGCAGGGGCGGCAGGUUCAGGGGGCGUGUUGGAGUCCCCAAACAACCAUGAUGGGAGUGAGGAGGAAGUGGACACCGCUGACCCCUUGUUCGGGUGUGACAUCUGCGGGGCGUCGUACACCAUGGACUCCCUCCUCACCAACCACCAGCUCCGAGACCACAACAUCCGCCCGGGUGAGAGCGCCAUGGCGAAGAGGAAGUCGGACAUGAUCAAGGGCACCCACAAGUGUAACGUCUGCCAACGCACCUUCUUCUCAGAGGCAGGUCUGAGGGAACACAUGCAGACCCACCUGGGCCCCGUCAAGCACUACAUGUGUCCCAUCUGCGGAGAACGUUUCCCCUCGCUGCUCACGUUGACUGAGCACAAGGUCACCCACAGCAAGAGCCUAGACACGGGCAGCUGCCGCAUCUGCAAGAUGCCCCUGCAGAGCGAGGAGGACUUCAUGGAGCACUGCCAGAUGCACCCCGACCUGAGGAACUACCUGACGGGCUUCCGCUGUGUGGUAUGCAUGCAGACCGUCACCUCCACCCUGGAGCUCAAGAUCCACGGCACCUUCCACAUGCAGAAGACCGGCACCAUGUCCACCAACCACCCCAUCGGCCGCACCACCAAUCUGGCCUCCCACCACCACAACCAGCAUCACCACCAACAACACCACCAGGCCAACCAGAAACUCUUCAAGUGCGCCUCGUGCCUGAAGGAGUUCCGCUCCAAAUCUGACCUGGUGAAGCUGGACAUCAACGGGCUGCCGUACGGGCUGUGUGCCGCGUGUGUCAGCGCCGCCGGCUCAAAGAGCUCCAGCCCCACGGUUAUGAACGGAGGCAGGCAGCAGCAGCAGGGAGGGGGAGGGGCUACGACCCCAGCCAUGCCUGUAACAGCAUGGACCGCUCAGACGGAGAGACUCAGCCCCAGAGAGGGGAAAGGCAAGCCACCCCAUUCAUCCUCAUCGCCCUCCUCCUCUAUCUCCUCGACCGCCGCCAAGACGCGGUGCACCAGCUGCAAUGUGAAGUUUGAGUCGGAGGCUGAGCUGCAGAACCACGUCCAGAAGGUGCACAGGGAGCAGGGAGGGGACAGCAACAGCGGGCAGCUCAGGACCCCACAAGUCUCCCCCAUGCCCAGGGCCAGCCCCUCACAGACUGAGGAGGUGAGGGACCUUAAUACAAUGGAGAUGAACCCAAUGGGCCAGUUUCCCGGACAGAGAUUAAACCUAGUCCUAGACUAAAAAACUAUUUCAAUGGAGAUUCUUAAUUGACAAUGCUUUUUAGUCCAGGACUAGGCUUAAUAUGUGUCUGGGAAACCCAUAUAUUAAAUAACUAAUGUGUUAGAAAAUGUCCAAAUUAGAAAAGUAUCCACGUUUUUUGAUUGUCUAGUCAGCUUGUUGAUUAACCGCACACAUUAGUUAUAGGAUUUCUAGCCAAAGAAGUGCUCAGUAAGUCCUCUGAGUGCUCAGUAAGAAUGUGACAUUGACGUAGUCUAAAACCCUGUGUCCUUGUGUUGUCCUUUUCCCUUGGUUUCUUGCUUAGAAGAAGACCUACCAGUGCAUCAAGUGUCAGAUGGUCUUCUACAGCGAAUGGGACAUCCAGGUCCACGUGGCCAACCACAUGCUAGGUAAGGUUAUUCAGUUCUUAUUUUCUCUCUAUGCUUAUGGUCACUUGUUUUGAGGAACUGUCUAAAGUAGUCAAACAAAGGAAUAUCUGUUCAAUAUAUUGUUUAUUAUUCAACAUAUUUCCCCAAGAUAUUCCAUUUAUAUUUCAUUUUGGUCAUUUAGCAGACGCUCUUAUCCAGAGCAUAUUAUUACACGUGGCUUUACAUCUUUCACAUUCUCCCUAUAGUGUAGUACUAAAUACACCCUUUGAUGUAAUACAAAUAAUUACUGUUAGCAUAAAUAUAUCAUAUUCAAGCCUCUAUUUUGAUACCUUGUGAAAUGAUGAUGAUAGCCUCUGUGAAACACAAGCAUGAACAUUGUGUGUGUGCCUGCUCUUGAUUUUCAGAAAUGUUUGUCUGUCAAUGCUGAAAUGCCUGAUCCUGUAUGAAAUGUAUAAAAACAACAAUGUAGAUCCAAUUUGAUACGCUAAGUUCAUUGAACACAUUCUAGAUAAAACACUUUAAUCAAAUGUUAUUCAUUAUUAUUCUGAAAGCUUGAUUCCAACGCAAAGAGUACACUCUUCUGUUCUAUAAUUCUCAAACGUCUUUACUUUUGGCUUUCAUUUGUAUGCAGGUAGAAUUAUUUGCAGCGAAUACACAAUUCAAAAGCCAGGCUUCUUUCUUUCUUGCCUGUAGUAAGUAGGUGUCUGAAUUCUAGUCUCACCUUCCUUUAUUCAUUCAUUUAUUCAUCUCGUUUGGCGGCUCUUUCAUUACACUGCAUUAUCUGUUGUCUUCAGUGGGAGAGAGACUCAUUGAUCUGGAACCAAACCGCCUCUCUGUUUGGGAUGCGCUCCUAGGCGCAGGUGAAUUUAAACACGGCGGGCAAUUCUAUCAGGACCACUGGGCAAUUCUAUCAGGAACACACUGUUUGUGCAUAAACAAUCACAGGCAUGUGAUUUGUGAUUUUGACGGUGUGCUGUGUGUGUGUGCAUGUGCUUGUGUUUGUGUGUGACUGAAAGUGUGUAAAUGUGUGGUUGGUUUGUAUUAAUCUGAUCUGCUCUCUCUACACUCUACUGGGGGUGCCUAAUACAACACCAUGCUAGCACUAGUCCUUUCUCUAUCACAGGCUGGCAUGGUGCAUGCUGUUUUGGUACAAAACAACCCCCCUACUGGUUACAUUAUGUCUUUCAGCCACACAUACUUCCCCCUUAAUGUUAGAAUCCAAACAGCUUCAGAAAAAGAAUGGAUAGACGAUUGGUUUAUUGAAGGAUGUCCUACUUUUCUGACUCUAUUCAGAAUAAAUACAAGUGUGCGAUGGAUCAAAAUAAAAUAUUGAUAUAUGGAAUGCACUUUAUAUAAAAUUAUACACUUCAAAUAGAUCAAAUUGAAAUAGAUAUAAACAAUAAAUGAUUACUAAUUGCCUUAACUUAUGUUAUUACACCAACAUUGUUCGGAGGUGACCUUGGUUGUAUAUGCUGAGGAAUGUCUCUCUCUGCUCUCCCUAUCCAACAAUGGGAGGGUUAAACCCGGAGCAGGCUGUAAUUACCACAAAGCUAAUUUGCCCCCCAAAAAACUGAAAACCCCACCUUCCUGAUUUAGAAAAAGCUCUAAAUACCUUCUCUCUCUCUCCCUGAUAAAGGGACACUUUCUCUCUUUAAUGGCCAUCUGUACAGGACAGGGGAAACGGGGGUCUGGGGUCAUCUCCGCUCAGCUGUCAGCGUUAUUAGCCUAGGUAAUGGAGCAGUCGCUGGAUUCAUAGGGGUGUUGUUUUCAACCCAUGCCCCGCACCACUCCUGCCCCCCUCCGCACUGGUGUCGCUUCACACUGAUAACUCUAUAUAUAGUGAUGUGGCGUGACAUUCCACGAUCGCUAAGUGUAUGGAAUAACAGAGCCCGAGAAUUGUCUCACCGACCGAGACAGGUCAAUCUCAGCUGUCUAUCGUUGUAAUACAAUAGUCUCCGAACGUAAGCCAAGUGCACUCUGUCUCCCCCUUCCUUCCCUCUCUCCCCCAUCCUAACCAAAAGGCUAGCUUUUCCUCUCUCCCCCAUCCUAACCAAAGUGCUAGCAAGCUAGUGUCCUCCUCUGCCAGCACAUUUUGAUGCAUGGAUAUUAUGCUCGGAUGAUGACAGACCAACCUCCUAUUCUCCAACAGACAGAAAGCACAGCUCUGGUGGGGGGGGGGGGCUGUAGGAGGAGUGUGCACUACACUGCAGACAAGCCCUAGCCUGGUUAAACCAGAAUGAACCAUUGUCCCCCAUGCGAAUGCAGCAUUCAGUCUGGUUUAACCAGGCUAGACCAGCCCUGGCCAAGCCCUGGAAACAGCCCCAUGUGUCUUAAGAUGGAAGCCGCAGCCUGCUAGGGCCCAGAUGGAUCAGUACACAUUUGCUGUACAGCUGGUCGCUCUGUUUGGGGACCUGGUGUGAUACUCCUAUGGAGAAAAAAAUGAUAUCGCCACCAUCCAAGGAGCAAUUUAAUAGCAGCACAGAAGACAGCUGGCCACUCUUUAGUUUAGAGUUUUUUUUUGGCAUGGCGCACUUACAGAAUUGAGGGUGUCCGAUUCAUCUCCAGAGACAAACAGAUUUAUACUGUUUUCAGCUGUUGUGGUCAUCAACCCACAAAUCCCUCAUUUGUAUCUUUCUUUGUGUAGGAUGUUGAAUAUGGCAUUCCACAUCUUCCACACAGACACAACAACAAUUUGUGUCAGUCAUCUAUUUGGGUUGUAUGAGACAAAACUCUCUGACAUUUGUUUUCCAGUUAUAUUGUUUGUUUUGAACUGUUUGCCUUUGAAGGUCUUUCAUAUGUCAGUUAAGCCUGUUGGGUUUUAACCAGCAGGCCAUCACCUCUCCACAGAGCUUCACUUUAACCUCCCUGUGAACUCUGACAUUUGGAAAAUCAUGGGGGGGACUUUUGACCCAUUUAUCCUAAUGUUCCAAAUACCCCUGUGUGGAUUUCAGGUGACCACUGACACGUUUGUAAAGCAUGGGCACUGAGCAUGGUGCUUAAAAGGUGAAAAAGGGUCCCACAUUUUCACAGUUUUGGUUUUCACUCUGAUCCUAUCUUUUUACACUAGUUCAGCCCAAGUGGCUACUCCAGCCAAGGUGGCAAGGCUCAGAAGGACAAUCAUAAACAAACAAACCCUGGGCAGCACAUUCCAGAAAGUGGUUUUGGGGUCACCUCUACCGGUUUUUGGGCUGGUGACAAGACAACGCUGAGCCUGCAGCCAAAUCAGGGAGGAGCCUUCUACCUCUCACAGAGCGAAGCCGGUGGCCUGGUCAGCCUGGGCGGAGGGGGGUGGGGGACGUGGUUCGGGGGCGGAGAGGGAAAGGCACAUUUGCUGUACAGCUGGCCGCUCUGUGUGAAGCGGGGCACUGUGGGCCGUUACAGAGCUGGAGAGAGGAGGGUGAGGAGCAUGAGGUCUCUAGCCCUCCUACAGUUUCUACCUCUCUCUGUUAUCUCUCCGUCCCUGACUCUCCCUGACUCCGUUUUUCAUACUAACCACCAAUCUGGCAACCCUUACUGUGUUUGGCUUUUAGUGAUGAUAGUGUAAGCUGGAAAGUAUAGCUAUAUUUUAGAGCUAAAAAGCCUGUUUAUUUUUUCAUACUAUCUACCAAUCUGGCAACCCUUAUUGUGUUUGCCUUUUAGUGAUGAUAGAGUAAGCAGGGAAGUAUAGCAGUAUUGGAGGCUAAAAGGCCUCUCUAAAGGGCUGCAAAUUACCCCUGACAUAUAUCCUCCUUGUUUUGGGUCCCUGGAGCAGCUUGGGUGUGUUGAUUAUGCCGUCUCUGUCACUGUCUCUUCUUCACUGGUGGUGACACACUCACUCACUCACUACUCCAUUAAAGAACAUUUAUUUUCAUGGUGCGUAAAGAAAUGUAAUGGUUUUAUUGUUGUUUUUCUCCCCAAAUGUCCUGCCCUGAAAUCCUCUUUUGAUUUGCUUGUUAUUACCACGAGACAGCAUAACAGUAAGACAUAGCCUACCUGUGCUCUGCAGUGAAUGAAAGUCAUUAAUAAGGCGCAAACACAUGUAAUCUGUUAACAAACAUAGUGGAACGAGCUUCUCAUUUCACUCCUAGGGGUCUGGAACAGACUCCAAAACCCAAUAGUAAACACAACACACCACAGCAACAGGAACUGGAUCAAUGUUAUGAAAUAAAUAAGAGAACAGACCAGCCCCACUCCGACCAGCCCAGACCAGCCACUGGAAACAAAAGGAAGCCAUGCGUACUGUAUACAGAGUAGACUGAGUGUGAUUUCCUAGCCUGCUUUUUAGUAAUUGGUGAUUAAUAAUAAUGCCUCUCCGUUCGUUAGCACAGUCACCUCCCAUUCAGCCGAGUGUGCUGCUGCUAAUAUGCAAUUAAGCGCACCUUCCUUCCCGUUAAAUUCUACCUCUCUGCCUGACUAAUGUGGCGUCCAUGAGGAGAAUAGUGAAACAGGCUGCAAAGAAAGAUACUUCCUAUCUUUAGUUUCGACACAUUCAAUUGCACAGUUUUCCCUCAUGGAUUCUAGCUACUUCCUUUAACUCAGAGACUGUCUGCAUUAAAAACUUUUAUGGCAUUGCGGUGAAGGUACUCUUCCUGGAAAGAUAUGUUUGUUGUAAAGCAGAGGUAAUUGACAUCACCGUUGGGAUAGUCUGUUGCUAGGUCAGACAAGCUCAGUCUGAUGUGGUCCUUAUCUAUAGAUUUUCUUGACAUUUCCCCACACCUCACAGACUAGGCCAACAUGUGAGAAAAUAUGUGAUGCUCCCACAGUUCAUACGGUUUGUUUGCACAAGCUUUGAGCGAACAAUGUCUGGACUGGUAGGCAAAUGAUUGGUAGGCAGAUGUCAGGUCACCAUGGUGAUUCUAUUUUGGCAAAUCCUUUUGAGGAGAUACUGUUGCAGUACUCUAUCUCAUUGUUAUCACCUACACACAGUAUACAAUUGCUUUUUGCUUUUUUGAAAUCUUACCUCAGAAUAGCAUUAUCUUAGAAUUAAAAACCUAAUGAAGAUUUCGGUUGUUGUAGCUCUAGCCCAGCUACCACGUAACUUGGUUGCUCUGCCGACCUGGAAUGAGCUCGAGGUAGAAAGCUCAUUCUUCCUGUUCUCCGAUCCUGGCUCCUCUAUGUUUUAUUAAUAUACAGGAGGGAUGUCUCCUUUAGAGUGUUAAUGCCAACCCUUGUUCUGAAGUGCCCUAUAAAUACUGGAUGAUCAGAAUUAACCUCUCCAGUCCUGUCCCUCCCUGGAGGUUCCGAGAUGUCACAGAGGCCAUCGGAGCAUGCGCAGCACGGCCCGCCCCGGUCCAAGAGGGUUGCUAAGCAGUCAGACGGGGAGGGGGCUUAUGGGAGCAGUGCAAACAGACAGCUCUGCCUUCGUAAAGGUCAACGGUGCAACCCACACCUCUCAAAUCCCAGACCGGCGUCACAUAGUGUGACCCAGACUCUAAGCGUGCCUGGAGAGAGAUGCCUCCCUCCGGCCUGCAUGGGGAGAAUUACAGGCCUAACGUUGUGUUGUGGUAGACUGACUAUGGCUUUAGAGGUUGUCACCACCAAUGGUAGAGUCACUAAUCUAUCUUAGUCUGGUUUAUCUAUGUAGUCCUUUCCUGUUGGUGUCAGCUGGGAGAAUAUACAGUAGUACAUCCAGUUGAGAUGUAAGAUAACUAUUUUGCUGGAAAGCAAAUACAGAGAAAACAUUCCAGUGGUAAAGCCGUAUCACAAUGAGCCAAAGAGAUACCCAAUGUAUCCACAAAGUUUUGGAACACUGUUUAUGGGGCACAAUUGGUCUUUCCAAAGUGCUGUGUAACGAUUGACUGUUGUCAUCAACGCUCGGUGUGUGAACGACAGACAUGGGAGGAGAGGGAAGGGGGGGUAGAGCGUGAGCCCCUCAAAAGGCCCCCCAGCGUCAAAGCCUUAAUAAUCAUGUGAGCGGCACUGGACUUCAUUACCCUCCUGUUCGACAGGCGGAGUGCCAGCCUGGAUCGCUCCCUGGCUGUGGCAAGGUCAACGUCGGAGGAAAAACCAGUUACUGUGUUCCUCCAGAGCGGGAGCAGAAUGGGAGUGGAGGAGAGGGGCUGCCAUCUGUCAGCUCGGGCCUGCCAUACCCGCAGAGCAAAUGGACACGGGCGGCCAGAGGAGAGGCCACAGACACAUCUCGC
This is a messenger RNA of Coregonus sp. 'balchen', 49020 nucleotides long. The record is from the annotation of a GenBank genome assembly. NCBI's taxonomy places the organism in Eukaryota, Metazoa, Chordata, Actinopteri, Salmoniformes, Salmonidae.